GAAAUGUUUGAAGUAAACCAGACAACAGUCACUGAGUUUGAAUUUCUUGGAUUUCAAAAUAUAAAGACCAUCAACACUGUACUGUUUCUUCUUUUCCUUGUAAUCUAUAUGUCGACUUUAACUGGGAAUCUGCUUAUUAUUUUAUUGGUGGCCCAUGUUCCCAGUUUAAAAUCUCCCAUGUAUUUCUUCCUCACUCAGUUAUCUUUAUCUGACAUCUUACUCACCACAAAUAUAGUUCCUAACUUGCUACAUAUAAUAAUUAAUGAAAGAAACAAAAUAUCUUUUGCUAGCUGUAUCACACAAUUUUAUUUUUAUGGUGUUUCUGCAGCUGCAGAGAGUCUUCUUCUUGCGACAAUGUCCUAUGACCGAUAUUUAGCCAUCUGUGACCCGCUGCAUUAUAUCUCUAUCAUGGAUCUCAAGCUUCGUCUCAAGCUGGUUCUAUUGAGUUGGACUUUAGCAUGUUUGGUUAUGUUAUUUACUGUGUGUCUAAUAUGUAAUGUAACAUUCUGUGGUCCACACAUAAUUGAUCAUUAUUUUUGUGAUAUUGCACCUAUUUUAGAGUUGUCUUGUUCAGACCAUUCAAUUAUUGACCUUUCAUAUUUUACUUUGGCCAUACUUUUUGCUCUAAUUCCUUUUUUUUUAAUUCUUUUCACCUAUAUCUCAAUUUUUAUCACCAUCUCUCAAAUUUCUUCCAGCAACGGGAAACAGAAAUCCUUCUCCACUUGCAGUUCUCACUUAAUGGUAGUGAGUACGUACUACGGGACUCUAAUAACUAUCUAUAUGGUACCCUCCAAAGGACAGUCAUAUAAUGUCAAUAAAGUUAUAUCCCUUUUAUAUACUGUGGGAACUCCAUUUUGCAACCCAAUUAUAUACAGUCUUAGAAAUCAGGAAAUAAAGAAUGCAAUGAAAUAUAAUAUACAAUGCCUCCACUGAUGCUGAGAAAAACCUUCUUCUUGCAUCAUCGUCUAUUAGCAAAUGAAUUUAAAUUGCAAAUUUUAUUUGCUAUUUUAAAUUUCACUAUAUAUAAGCUGAUAUUGUAUGCAAAGGGUUUCAAAACACCUUUUAACCUAAAAUGAUACUGCACGCCUUAAAACCAACUUAAUGACGCUAAUAAUAAUAAUAAUUAACAGAACAGGAGAUAAGCAAUUUUAGAUUAAGCAGAUUAUGGAAUACAGGAACCUAAAACAUCUAGGUUAUUAUUUUCAUUAUGUUUCAGGAAGUAUUUAGAAAGAAAAUGCAAGUCACAUGCAAGGUGGUUUGACUAGGGCUACAUAAACAAAGUGAUUUACCUCCAAGAUAGCAGAGAAUUGAGCAGUAAGACUGCAGAGGCAUGAGCUAAACAUACAAUAACAGUAAGAGCACAUUGAUUUGUUUUCUUGUAGGCCAAGCAAUCAGAGCAUUCUUAGUGACAUUACAGAGUAUAGGAAAGUUUCUACAGGGGAUUUCCAUGAUAUGAGAGCAUUUUCUGUGGCGAACCCUAAAGAGGUAAAAAGGAUUAAUUUUAUUGCUUGUUUUUUUCAAUUUUCCAUAUUUUGUUUUUGCAGGAUGAUGGAAAUGUCUUUUUACUUUUUGGGAGCUACAUAUAUUAGUUAGAAGAAAGAAAACUUCAGUAAUGACUGCCCAGUCGCUAGUUUUAACACGUUGGUAAACAACCACCCUAUAUUAAUAUAAAGCAUUUGGCACCGGGGGCGGAUCCUGUGUCCUGCCUCGCCCCUCCUACAAAACCUCUGUCCUGCCCCUUCUACAAAUCCUGUACUGCCCCGUCUACAAAACCCCCGCAACCCCCUUCCACAAAUCCCCUGCUUAUCCCCCCUUAUUAAGACUGCUGUCCCAAUACAAAACCCCCGUCCCCUUCUACAAAAUCCCUGCAGCCCCACACACACAUUUACAGGCAGACAGUCACACACUCAGUUACAGACAGAUAGUCACACACUCAGUUACAGGCAGACUGUUACACACUCAGUUACAGGCAGACAGUCACACGCACACACACAUACACACACAGUUACAGGCAUACAGUUACACACAGAGACACACACAGUUACAGUCUCACACACACACACACAUGUCAAUCUCUCCCCUCCCUCCAAUUCCCUUCUCCCCCUCCCAAUUUUUUUCUUUAUCCCCCAAUCUUUCCUUCUACCCAUCCCAAUUUCUUUCUUUAUCCCCCCUCCAAAUUUCUUUCUUUAUCCCCCUCUCAAUCUUCUUUCUUUCAGUGGGUAAGGGACAUAUCAAGCCCCGCCCCCAGUUCCAGUCUGGUCCCCCGAUUUUGCUUAGCUCCGCCCCACUUUUCCUCCGUGCGGCCAUUUUAUCAGCUGUUUGCUUGUGUGAGCUGUACUGGCCGCACGGCACCCUAACUACCAUGGGGCACUGUGCGGCCACAGCUCACACAGCUCCCUCCACCCAGGGCCGGUGCAAGGAUUUUUGCCGCCCUAGGCAAAAGUAAAGUUUGCCCCCCCAUGUGAUAUCACAAUGCCCCACCCAUAUGAUUUGCCAUGUUAACUAACGCCAGUGCUGCAGUGCCGCCGUGUUUACAUUAAAAGGCCUGCAGGGACAGGCUAUAGACACCAGAACCACUACAUUAAGCUGCAGUGGUUCUGGGGACUAUAGUGUUUCUUUAAUGUGAGGUAAAUUAGAGAUUAGUGCCACGAAAAAUAUACUAGAUUGGCUACUUACAACCAGACGAGGAUGAUGAUGGGCUCUAGCUGCAGUCUGGCUCCACUUUAGAACAGGCUCUCUGGAGGCGGUUUGUAACUGUGGUCACAAAAAUCAAUGUUCUGGGAAGCAGCUCCAUAUUUUGGGGGCCCUUUACACAGCUCAAAGUCUGGGUCACAGGGUCCACCUUCAUGUUCCACCAAUGAGUUUGUUCACAGGGGGUGGAGUGUGUAGGGGAUGUCCUCAUAUGUGUGUAAGGAAUGCAUUGUGUGAAUCUGUGUUUGUAUGUGUAAGGGCUGCAAGGUGUGUUUCUGUGUAUGUACGGGAUGCAUUGAGUGUGUGUAAGGGGUGCAUUUAGUGUGUGUAAUGAAUGCAUUGUGUGUUAGGGAUGCAUUGUGUGUAAUGGUUGCAUUGCUUGUGUAUGUGUGUUUGUGUGUGUAAUGCAGUGUGUGUAAUGCAUUGUGUGUUUUCUGUGUGCAAGGGGUGCAUUGUGUGUGAUGAAUGUCAAUCUCUCCCCUCCUUCCAAUUUCCUUCUCCCCCUCCCAAUUUUUUUCUUUAUCCCCCCAAUCUUUCCUUCUACCCAUCCCAAUUUCUUUCUUUAUCCCCCCCUCCAAAUUUAUUUCUUUAUCCCCCCUCCCAAUUUCUUUAUUUAUCCCCCUCCUCAAUCUUUCUUUCUCCCCCCAAUCUUUCUUUCUCCCCUCCCAAUUUCUCCCCCCCCAAUUUCUCCCCCCUCCCAAUUUCUUUCUCCUCCCCUCCUACCACUGUUGUAGCGUGGCCGAGCCCUGUAUCAUGGUCCGCGGGUACAGGGAGCUUUUGUUUCCUGUACCCAGCCGGACUAACAGGAAGUGAACACUCAGUGUGCACUUCCUGUUAGUCCGGCCAGGUACAGGAGACAGAUGCUCCCUGUACCCACAGACCAUGAUACAGGGCUCGGCCACGCUACAGUGAAUGAGUGACAGGAGGGAGUGCUGAGCGCUGAGCACUGAGCGCUUCCCUCCUGUCAGCCCCUCUCCUCAUGCUGCGCACGGGCGGGCAAAGCUGCAGCUGCCUGAGGCUCUCUACAGAGAGCUCGGGCGGCUGCAGCAUGAAGGGGGCCGGUGCUCCUGGCCUCCCCCCCCUCCCAAGGCACCUCCCACCCUGGUGGCACCUGGGGCGGACCGCCCCCUCCAGCCCCCCCCUUAGUAUGCCACUGAUAUGGGGUCUCAUUGACAUCAACAGGUUGUUAUUUAAUAUAUAGUUUAAAAAUAUACAGUAUCUCACAAAAGUGAGUUCACCCCUGACAUUUUUGUAAAUCAUUUAUUAUAUCUUUUCAUGUGACAACACUGAAGAAAUGACACUGUACUACAAUGUAAAGUAGUAGGUGUACAGCCUGUAUAACAGUGUACAUUUGCUGUCCCCUCAAAAUAACACACAGCCAAUAACGCCUGAACCAUUGGCAACAAAAGUGAGUACACCUCUUAUGGGUCGGAUCCGCGCAUUGUUUUUGAGAUGGAAAUGACAGGAUUUGGUGAUAGACUGAACAUGAGGCUGGAAGGAGAGAUCGGAGUCAAAGAGAACACCUAGGCAGCGAGCCUACAUGGUAUAGCUGAUGGUAGCACUGUUGACCUGGAUGUCACUGGAAAAGAUAGAAUGAAAUAUUUUUAAAAAUGUGAGGGGUGUACUCACUUUUGUGAUAUAUAUAUAUAUAUAUAUAUAUAUAUAUAUAUAUGUAUAUAUAUGUAUGUUUUGAAACUAUAUGAUGUGAGUGUUGGCUAUUAAAGGCUUGCCAACCACCACUUUACUAACCCUCGCACUGCAGUGCAUUAUUUAAAUAUUUGUCCACUGGCUACUAGUAAUGUCAGUGGACAAAUAGUACUUACAAUGAUUGUUUACUUGCAUGAAAGCACGUGAACUAUAAUUUGAAAAGGGAAUCCUUUGGGACGUAUUUGGUACCCAUUUGUUGCACUUUCUGAAUGCUAUGAAUGCUAUAUUUUGCAUUGGAUUUGGAAGUGAAAGCACUGAUAUUAAUCCAGACACAUAAUGCAUCCAGGAGAUUGCUGCACUGAAUUCUGACUGUAUUUGGCUUUAGUAAAUAUCAGAAUUACCAUUAUCAUUGGAAUUUGGUAACUUUCACUGGAUUUGGCCCAUUUUAAAAGAAAUCAUAUAAAUACUAAAAUAACCUGCAAGGAGCCAAUAUGCAAAAAUGAAAUUUGAUUUCCUAAUCUAGAAAUAGAAAAGCAAUAGUCAAAGUUAGCAAGAUCAAUCCCAAUAGUUUUAUUAAUACUUUAAUGGAAGAAGAAAUUAAAGUGUUGGGCCUUUGAGAUCUGAAAUAAGCAAUUUAAGUAAUAAGGAUCAUGAAUAGGAAACAUUUAAAACUUUUAAAUACUUUUCAUUAACUGUACAGUGAAGAAGAACCUAUAACCAAAGCUAUGCUAAAACACGCCGCAGUUAAAGAAGACUUAAAAACAAACAUGAUUUGCUGGCACAUGAUAUACUACUAAAACAAAUAAUGAAAGUAGCAGUUAAUGUGAACAAAGAAUGAAAAAAAAAAAACUGAUAUGUUUUAGCAGUUCUGCAAAAAUAAAUGCAAUGUGAAAUAAUAAAAACAAGAGUAAAAAUCAAAAUGUGAAUGUGCCACCUUAAUAAAAAGUGUAUAAGAAAGUGCACCACACAAAUCGUAUACCUGUAAUAUUGUAAACAAUAUAUUUGUCAAACAAUUUAAAAAUACAGACUUCUCACCAAUAUGAGAGAUCGUUCUGGGAGAAUAAAGGAUAAUCACUAGGAUUGAGAGGCACGUUUAGGUGACAAUCCGGUUAGUUUGAAUAUUAUAGGGAAAAUCCAGAAGGUUUGUUAAAGUCCAAUGCAGUUUGGUAACAGUAAAUCAGUCCAUAUGAAUAUCCAGUAGAAGAUUCAAAUCUAGUCCAUUUUGGCAACAGUAAAUCAGUACAUAGGAAUAACCAGGAAAAGGGUCAAAUCCUGUCCGGUUUGGCAACAGUAAGUCAGUCCAUAGGAAUAUCCAAGAGAAGGGUCAAAUCCAAUCCAGUCUGGCAACAAAUAAUAAGCAAAGUAAGGAGAGUCCAAGAGAAGUGUCAAAGUCCAAUCCGGGUCGGUAAUAAGUAAUAAGCAAAUAAUUUUAACUGGGAAUUAACUUUGAGGGAAAUUUGAAGUCAUUGGGACUUGUUAGAAAGGUACCUGUAGCAGAGUAAAUAGGUGUCAAAUGCACAUGGCUAGAGACACAUUAAUUGUGCACUGGGACACUAAAGUUGAAGGUUUAAAUAGGUGGAUCCAUGAACUUCAAUUAGACUCUAAAAGUGAUAGAUCGGAAAGUGAAGUGAACCAUGUAAAUGAACUUUUACACACUCCCACCCCAAAGAGCUACCUCUGGAAGCUACGAAGUUUAAAGGGAUAAUUGUUGGAAAGCGUCCAACAACUCAGGGCAUGUAUGUUAAAAUGAGGAACCCAUUGAUUGUGUGAGUCAUCAUACCCUUUCCACGCAACAGGAUAUAUUCAAGUCUACGAUAAUGAAUUUUAGAAUCCAAUAUCUCCUUAAUUUCGUAUUACUCCUCAUCAUUCACAAUAAUUGGUUGGGGAGGAGGAAUGGUCGGUGAAGUAUCAUCAGAAAGAUAGGACUUUAAAAGUGUUGAAUGGAAUACAGGAUGAAUUCUUAGAUGUUGACGAAGUUGAAGUUUGAAUGACACUUCAUUCAUUUGGUCACGAAUUUCAAAAGGACACAAUAAUGUGGGAGAUAGUUUUUUAGAUAGUGUUUGAAGUUUGAGAAAUUUUGUAGAAAGAAGGACCUUAUCACCAAUUUGAAAAUAAGGAUUAUCUUUUCUUUUAAGGUCAGCAAAAUGUUUAUACCUUUCUUUUGAGAGUAAAAGGUUUUCUUUUAAUUUGAUAUGAGUUUCUUUGAUGUUAGAUACGUAAUUGGUUAAAUCAGGAAUUUUAUCAAGAUUACAUUUUAGAGGUAAGAAUUUAGGGUUAUAGCCAUACUUGUAAUAGAAAGUGAAGAAUUUUUUUAGACUUUUGAAUAUUAUUAUUGUAUGAAAAUUCAGCGACAGUUAAUAGGGAAGUCCAAUUAUCCUGUUGGUGAGUGGUGUAAAUACAGAGAUAUUGUUCCAAGAUACCGUUUAAUCUCUUACUUUGCCCAUUUGUUUGGGGAUGAAAAGCAGUGGAUAAUUUGUAGAUUUUUUGUAAAUUCUCUCCAGAAGAGAGAAGUAAAUUGAACUCCCCUAUCUGUAAUAAUCUCAUCAGGAAUUCCGUGAAGACAGACAUAUUCAUUUAUGAAAAUUUUAGCAAGUGAAGAUGCAGAGGGAAUGGAAAGGGAAUGAAAUGAACCAUCUUUGUGAGAUGGUCUACGAUAUAAAGUAUACAAGUAUUACCCUCUGACAAAGGGAGGUCAACAAUAAAAUCCAUACUUAUGGAAGACCAUGGACUUAGAGGAGUUGGGAGAGGUUGUAAUAUGCCAAAGUGAGGAGUGGAAGGUUUUUUUCUUCCUUUGUUUGUCUUCACAAGUUUUUACAUAAUUGUCAAUGUUUUUGUUGGAUUUGGGCCACCAGAAAUAUUGUUUACAUAAUUGAAUUGUUUUGUUGAUUAUUUACCAUUUUUAUUAUCUGAAUGGUGAUAUGAAAUAGCUGUAUAGCAAAGCUACAAAUAUUUAAAAAGUAUAAUAAUUUAUUGCAGAAAAAUAAACAAAUAAAUGCAUCAACAGUACAGCUGCUUACAAGAUAAGAGAAAGUGAGCUUAUGCAGUUUCCAGAUACCGCUACUCACACAAGCCUCUAUAUCUCUAACACUGCCGACCCGGUCUGAGCAUGGGUAAGGGAUUCCAGUGACUUGGUGUUGGUCUAUGAGCCUUUUCUGCUCCUCAAUCAGCAAACAGCUGUAGUAAGUUACAAAGCUUCCAGUGGUAAAUUUGCGGGAUUCAAGGUCCGCCCACAGCGUGACGUCAGUGCGUCGUGCGUCUAUGCGUUUUGCCAUCCGGCUUCGUCAGGACAUAGGCGAGUAUCGGCCAUUGAGAAACAGGGCAAAUUUUAAGAGCAGAUUAUGUCCUACCCUUAUAAUUUGAUUGGAUAAUCAUAUAGUCUCUCAUUAACAUAUGUUACAGCCUACAAGUGAUAGUAUAUCGAUACAAUAGAGAUAAAAACAAUUCUAUACAAAUUUAAUAAGCAAAUGCAGACUAUUGAAUAAUAAAAGGUAAUAAUUAGACACAUGCACCCUAAUAGAGCAUACUUUAUAGUGAGGACAUACUUGGCAAAUAAAAUCUUAAGCUAGAAAGAGAAGAAAGAAUUAUAUGAAUAUUAUAUUAUGGUUAAAACUGUGUCCAAACAUAAUAAACAUUUAAUAAAGAACAAAGUAAGUGUAUUACUAGAUAAAUGAUUGGUAAGAAAAUUAGCAAAUACCAAAUAUAGUAGUAUAGCAGCUGGGGCAUUAAAGAGAAUAUAAAUUGAGGCUAGAUAAUAUAUAAUAAAAAAUGGUAACAAAAUCAUUACUAAAAAUAAGAUAUAUUUAAAAAAGAAUAUAUUAUAAAACCAGAAAAAUGCUAUAUAGAAAUGAAGAUAAUAACUAUAAGAAAAGGAAUAUAACUGGAGUGCAUACGUGGGUAGUGGUCAUAGACCCAUGGUGCAAGUAAAGUAAAAAUGUAAAUAUAAAUACUUAAUAUUGCUCAGAAGAGGUUCCAUGAAGAAUCAUGUUAAUAAAGAAAAAAAUCAAAAGGUAUAAAAAAAAAAAUAGUUAAAUGAUAUAAACCCUAAUUCAUAAAAUGACAAAGCUCAAAAUCUCUAUUGAGUCCAUGUGGAAUUAGAGUGUUAAAUUCAAAAAUAUAUUUCAUGUCUACCUGCCCCAGCUUAUUGAUGUAGUCGAAAAAAGGCAAAGGGUAUUAGCGCUUAUAUAAAGAUAUUACAUUUUUAAGAGUAUAUCUCCAAAAAGUAUAUUUAAUAAUAGCAGCUGACACCAAGAAGUGUGACUUCUCCACAAACACCAACAAGAUAUAAAAGAUUCAGAAGUGUAGCACUUUUAAAUAUGAAAGGUUUACCUUAAUAACAGUGGUUAUGGUAGUUUUACAAAGUUAACAUUUUUCAGACCUAAAAUAGACACAAAUAAUACCAUAUGGUGCAGUUUAUAAAUAAAAAUAUAGUAAUGAUAAAAUGGAGUUUAUAAAUAAAACACUCACAAACAGGGAGCUAUAAAACCUAGCUCCGGUGUGGAUCGCUUCUGGGUCAGUUUAGGUGACCCACCCCUAUCUGGAAUGUGUGUUCCGUCGUAAGGGAAAGUAUAUAAACACACAAUUCCAGAUAGGGGUGGGUCACCUAAACGGUCUGAAAAAUUGUAACUUCGUAAAACUACCAUAACCACUGUUAUUAAGGUAAACCUUUCGUAUUUAAAAGCGCUAACCUUCUGAAUCUUUUAUAUUAUUGAUGUGGUCGCCAUCUCUCCAAUCAUAGUUCACCUUUUGAAUGCCUUUAAACUGCAGAAGCAAGGGAGAAGCAUUGUGGUGAUCCUUAAAGUGAAAGGAUACCUGCUGUUUCUCAAAUUUACGUUUUAUGUUGUAUACAUGCUCCGCUACUCUCGUGCGUAAAGGUUUAGUAGUGCACCCGAUGUAAUUGAGGCCAUGCAGGCAUGUGAGCAUGUACACAACUCCACUAGAGUGACAAGUAAUGCACUCUCUGAUAAUGUAGUUCUGGCCAUUAACUACAUAUUGUGUGAUAUGGCAUCUUUGGAGUUCGUGAUCUGGCAUCCCCUGCAUCUACCACAGCCAAAUAAGCUGUUAUAUUGAGCUAGGAAGUUGCCUUUAUUCUCCUCUUUAUUUUUUACAAGAAUACCAUCAGUGAAGGCUCUUUUUAAGUUUGGUAAACCUCUGUGUACAAUUUUUUUGGGGGAAAGGUAAAAUCUCCUUAAGUAUUGGAUCAUUCAACAACAAAUGUCAAUGUUCCUAACUCUAGCGUUGUGGUUGCCAAAAACUUGGCAGAUGAAAGGGACUUGGUCUACUUGAUUAUUCAGGUCUUUUAUUUUGUAUAUUAGUGGAUCUUCUCUUUCAAUAUUAUCUACAGAAUUUAAUGCCUUUUGUAAAAGAUGAUCAUUGUGGCCCCUUUCUAUAAACUCUUUUGUAAUUGUUUGUCCUUGGUUCAUAAAGGAUUCUCUUUCCAUACAGUUACGUUUAAGUCUGAUAAACUGACUCUUUGGUACGUUAUGGAGCCAUGGGCUAAAAUUACAGGUGUUUUUUUUUUUCAAUGUAACUAUUUACAGUAACGCUUUAAAAAAGGUUUCAGUUUUAAUUAUAUUGUCUUGUAUGUAGAUGGACAGAUCUAAAAAAUCUAGCAUUGGGUUGUCGAAGAAUAGGGCCACAUAUGAAUCUGUUUUUUAAUGAUUCAAUAGAAUCAUGUUCCCUUUCCCCCAAAUGAAAUGGUUGAUCUUGUUAAGUAUAGUUUGUUAGAGGAGAAACGAUGUGAGAAUGUUUUUAAUACAUUUUCUAUAGAAAUUAGAAAAUCCAAUAAAACAUUGAAUCUCUUUUUGGGAUUUAGGUUGGGGCCAAUUUGUGGUAACUUCAACUUUUUGGAGAUCCAUACGGAUAGAAGAAUCAGCUAUUAUGUAGCCCAAAAAAGGAAUUUCACUUUUUUCAAAAAGAUACUUUUUGGGUUUUGGCAAACAACUUAUGAACUCUAAUGGGUUGGAGUACCUUUUUUACUUGUUUGGUAUGUACUUCUUUAUCUUGUAAAAAAUAUAAGGAUGUCAUCUAAAUAAACAACGAUAAAAUCAUCUAAGAAAUCCCUGAAAAUAUCUUGAAUUAAAUUUUGGAAGGAGGAAGGAGGUAGGAGCAUUACAAAGGCUGACUGGCAUCACUAAGUACUCAAACUUACCAUACCUCAUUCUAAAUGCUGUUUUCCAUUAAUCUCCUGGGAGAAGGAAUUAAAUUUAGUGAUACCCCUUAAUGAUUGGCUAGCCUCCUUAAUUAAUAUAAACAAAUAUAUACACUGUUUAAAUCUGACUGAAUGCCACUUUAAGGUUGUACACAGAUGGUAUUUUACUCCAACAAGACUGACAAGAAUGUAUGAAACAUACGAUUCUACUUGCUGGAGAUGUGGCUCGUACCCGGGCACAUAUAUUCAUAUAUGGUGGGACUGUCCACUAGUUAAUCCGCUUUGGGUAUGGGAAUUUAAUAUCUUUUAUAUAGUUACACUUAUUAAACUCAAUAAAAAUCCGGCCAUCGCCCUUUUACACUUGAAUUGGCAAUUAGUCACAUGAAUAUAUCUGUUUUGCUAUUCACUGCUUUGUUGCAGUCAAAAUCAUUAUUGCCAGGCAAUGGAAGACCUAAUUUAUUUCAGAAAUCCUGUUUGAUUGACCAAAUUAUAUUUCAAUUAACAAUGAAAAAAGAGAUUAUAACUAAUACUACUGUUUUUUUGUUUUUUUUUAAAGUGUAUGGUACUCCAACUGGCUUCAAAAACUUUCCAAUAUUACAUUGUAAUAUAUUUUUGUUUCAGUGUUUUUUUUUGUUUUUUUUUCUCCCAACCACAUAAAAAUAUAUAAUAAUAACUAUGGUCUCAAUCGGGUCCCUUUUUCUUUGUACUUUUUUGUACUGUUAUACGGUAAUAAGCUCUGUAUCCAUUAGGCUUUGAUAUAUUAUUAGGAAAUUCCUCCUGCUCUGUAUAGGUGGUGGAUUAUUUCUGGUGUCUUGGUUUAGUCUCUGUGUGUAUUCAAUUUAUCUUGUAUAAAUAAGAAGAUUGUCCUUAUCAUAUUAACCGAAUACUAUUGUAUUGUUAUUUGUCUAUUAAUUAUGAUAUAGUGAAAAAUCUCUAAUAAAAAUUUAUUAUAUAAAAAAAAAAUCUCUGGCUCUUAUACGGAGAAGGUUAUAGGCUUCCCAGAGGUCUAGUUUGGUAAAUAUUUUAGCAUUUUUGAUUCUCUCCAAAAUUUCACGGAUUAGUGGGAGUGGGUAACAGUUCUUUAUGGUUAUUUUAUUUAAUUGUCGGUAAUCAAUUAUUGGUCUUAUGGUUCCAUCUUUACUGGUAACAAAAAAAAAAAAUACCUGCUCUGUGUGAAUCCUUUUGCUAAGUUAGUAUCAAGGUAGUCAAGGAGGGUUUUAAGUUCCGGUUCUGAUUGAGGCUAUGUAUGAUUAAAAGGAAUUUUUUUAUCCUUCCAAUAAAUCAAUAGUACAAUCAUAUGGUCUUGAGGGGGGUAAUGUAGAGGUUUCUUUUUUUUUUUUACAAAAAAAUGCUUGAAAUUCCAAAUACAUUGUUUUUUUACAAUUAGAAUUACAAAAAAAUUGAAUUAAAGACAAUAGAAUUAUUAGACCAAUCGAUGGAGGGAUUAUGUUUAAGAAGCCAAGGAAGGCCAAGAGCUAUGUCAAAAAUUGAAGAAGAAACAAGAUCAAAGGAUAUUUCUUUGGAAUGAAAAUCCCCUUUAUUGUUUAUAUUAACACUAGAGGUUUUAGCUAACAGAAUCAGAAAUAAUGAAAAGAUUAAGGGUGUUACAGCAAAACAGAAAGAAAUGAAAAUAUCCCUUUAUGCCGACGAUACUAUUCUUUUUUGAAAUCAUCAAGAUCAAUAACAAAUGCAAUGUCAGAAAUUGAUAUAUAUAGUGCAGUAUCAAAUUAUAAAUUAAAUAAAACAAAAUCAACUGCCAUAUAUAUGAAUAUGACAAAGCAAGAAAUAGAUUCUUAUCAAGAAACAUAUGGUUUUAUUAAAGCCAAAACGUUUUUGUAUUUGGGAAUCAAAAUUUGCAGAAAGGUAGAAAGUAUUAUGAGAAUAAAUUUUAUGGAUCUCCUUAAAGAGACUAACAAGAAUUUGAAAGAAUGGAGAAAACUAGAAGUAUCUUGGGGAGGAAGAAUAAAUAUUUUGAAAUCAUAUGUUCUACCAAAAUGGAUUUACUUGUUCAGAAUGCUUCCGUUAGAAAUUCCGAAUGCAUGGCUGACAAUGAUUAAUAAGGCUUUUUGGAUUUUGUAUGGCAAGGAAAAAAACCUAGAGUUAAAAAUGGAGUUUUAGCAAGAGGAAUAAAGAAGGGAGGUCUAGGAUUUCCAAAUAUAAGAAAAUAUUAUGAAGCAGGAAUUAUUACGCAUGUUAUGGCUAGUCAAUUGAUACAAAACAAAGAGGAAGUAUGGUGGUGGUUGGAACUAGAUUAUAGCCAACUAAGAAGUAAAUUAGAAGUCGUCUGGAGUACAAAAAAACGUAAUCUGCCCAGAUCAUAUGUUUUAGGACAGAUUAUUCCUAUUUGGCAAAAAAAUAAGGAAAAAAAUAGGUUUGGUAAAUAAGAUAUUUGGCUUUCAAAAUUUAGAAAUAAUAGAAUUAAAUAUGGAGAGUAUAUCCUUAAAAUUAUGGAAAGAAAAAGGAAUAAAUACUUUGGAGGAUCUAUUUGAAGGAAAUAAAAUUAAAUCUUAUAAAAAGUUAGUUGAGGAAUUUAAGUUCCCUGACAAAGAUAUUUUUACUUAUUAUAGAGUAAAACAUUACUUGGAGAAAGUUGAGGUAGUAAAAGAAGGUAAGAUGUAUGAUAUUUUAAAAACAAUCUUACAUCAGAAUAAGACAAAGCAAUUGUUCUCCAGAUGUGUUAGAUUGUUGGAUUUAAUGGAUGAUUCUGUUCUGCCCACUGCCAUUAAAAAAUGGAACACUGAAUUAAAAAUAAAUAUUGAAUUAUUUGAAUGGCUAUGUACGGCACAAAAAAUUAACAAAUAUGUCCACUCCUUUGUAUUGAUAGAAACACAUUUUAAGUUGGUUAAUCAAUGGUAUAUGACGCCAACAAAAAUAGCUAAAUUUGAUGUAUCAAGGGAUAUUAAAUGUUGGAAAUGCAGGGAGGAAAAGGGAAAUUAUAUCCAUAUGUGGUGGUCAUGUAAACAAGUGAUUGGUAUAUGGCGGUGGGCUCAAAUUAUCAUUCAUACAUUGUGUGAUGUUAAAAUGCCUUUAAAACCUGAAGUAAUGUUAUUACAUUAUAAAUGGCCAAAAUUGAAUAAAAUAAAUCAAUUUUUAAUUAUUCAUUGUCUAAUGGCAUGUAAAAUAAUAAUAGCAAGAAAUUGGAAGGGAGAUAUCCCCUUUAACAUAAAAUUAAUAACAAUUCAGUUGGUUUACCAACUAAAAAUGGAGAAAGAUCAUUGCAAACUUUUGAGGGAUGAUUUGAGCCUAUGGGAAAAAUUGGAGAAAAAAUUAUUACAACUGUAAAAGGAAUGUCAUUUGAAAAAGUUGGAAAAAGUUUGAAGUCUGUAGAACUCUCGUGGGGUGGUGGAAAGUUUUUUUUGUGUUUUUUUUUUUUAUCUGUUUUUAUGUGGAUGAAUGUAUUUUAAUUAUUCUUUUGUAAAAUGUAUUUAUGGUGGAAAAUCUGCUAAUAAAAAGACAAUAAAAAAAAAAAAAAGAAUUACAAAAAAAUUGAAUUAAAGACAAUAGAAUUAUUAGACCAAUCGAUGGAGGGAUUAUGUUUAAGAAGCCAAGGAAGGCCAAGAGCUAUGUCAAAAAUUGAAGAAGAAACAAGAUCAAAGGAUAUUUCUUUGGAAUGAAAAUCAUUGAUCGUUGAUGAAAGUGUGGUAGUUUGAUAUACAAUUGAACCAUAUGAAGAGACAGAACCAUCAAAAAGAAUAAUUUGAGAGGAAGGUGUUUUCUUAGAAAAAGGAAUAUUUAAUGUAUCUACUAAUUUUUGGUUAAUAAAACAACCAUUGGCUCCCGAGUCAAUUACAGCUGGAAGGUUGUUUAUUUUUCCAUUAACAAGAAUUGAAAAGUUAAUUGAAAAAUGAUGAAUUGAAAUAUAAUAAAUGGAAGAAACAAGCAUGGUGGAUUUACCAAUCUUGUUUCAUUUAAUGAGGGGACAAUCAGGGAGUUGAUGAGAGGAGGAGGCACAAUAUAUACAUACAAUAAGUGUCUUCCUUUUUAAUUUUUCUUCGGCUAUUAAUGGUUUCCUGUAAAUACCAAUCUCCAUAGGUUCAGGUUUAGGGUUAAUUGUAGAAGAUGAAGAAUUGUUUGAAGAAUAAGGCAGUCUGUAAUAUAGAGAACUUAUAUACAAUAAGGGUGCAAAAUCACCAAAGUGGUACAAGUGGCAGAACCAUAAGACAAUUAAAAAUUAGAAUCACUGAACAUAUUAGGAACAUAAAAAAGGGGUGUUUCCUUACAUUUCAAACAAAUUCACAAUCAGAACCCAGAAGGCCUAUUUUUUGUGUGCUAUUAAAGAGGUAAAAAAAGAUUGGAGAGGAGGAAAUUAUGUGAAAAAAAUAGGUAAAAAGGUAAAAUUAGGAGAUGAAAUUUAUAUACAAUCUUAAAACUCUUAUCCCUUAUGGUCUAAAUGCCAAUUUUGAGGUCUCUCAUUUUAUAAUUUAGCCAUUUUUAACUUACUAAUAAAGACUAAUAACUCCCUGAAAACAGUGCUUAUUUGAAGAUUGGGGGGGGGAGAGGGGGGGAGGGGGGAGAGGGGAGAAUCCACACAGAAGUUCAUAUCAUCCCCUAUGGUUCAACUGGAAAUUGAACAGUUUUAAAAUAUUAAAAGUAUCAGUCUCAUUCAUUUGGUAUUUAUUGAGAUUGCCUUAGAAAAAGAGUUUAUAAAAUUGCCCUCUUCACAUAUAUAUUUUAUCAUAUGAGAUAUUAAUUUAUUUAAUAUUUAUUGAGAUUGUCUUAAAAUAAUGAGUUUAUCAAAUUGCCCUCUUCACAUAUAUAUUUUUAAUAUAUGAGAUAUUUACUCAUUUAAGAUUAAGAUUUUAUAUUUAUUAUUUGCUCUGCUAUAUUUAUUAUUACAAUCCUCUAACUACUUCCGUUCUAUUUCAUUGUUAAUUUAUUAUUGUGGACCAUUGAAUGUUUAUGAGUAUCAUUAACAAUGAUGAAAGACAUUGGUCUCAUAAGGACUUCCAAGACAAGAGGGAAUAGCACAGUGGAACGCAAAGUGCGUUCUAACAUAAGGGUACUGAACCUGAAUUUCGACGAACGCAAUGUUCCAUGUUGCAUCCCACAGAUGGAAGGCAUGGAUGAGAAGAAAUUAUACAAUACAGAAACACCAUACCGGAAGUUUGUUGUAAGCAACGCAGAACGAUGCGGUCCAAGGCUGAAAUGCAUGGAACAUUUCCGGUAAGAAAACAAGGAAAUAACAAUUAAGCACCAUUUAAAAGGAAGGCAAGCUAGAAGCCAUUACACAGCAACUGAGGAAGCCUCCCAGAGAGGCAAAAUGCAUUUUGCUAUUGACUGCAAGACUGUAAGAACUUGUUAUUUUAUUUAUAGUGUUUUUAACUAUGUUUUUGUGCACUUUAUUAUGAAUAAAGCACUUUAUAAAAAUGAACUUUCGUGACUACAAUCAAAUCUAUUUAAGCUGCUUUGCUCCAUAAGAGAGGGAGUGGGACCCUGAGAAUUCACUAAGCUGAAAUGUUGAGCCAAGGAGAACUGGCUCCUCACUUGUGCGUGCAUUCACAUAUACAUUAUUACUGCAACGUAUAGAUACAGGCAAUAUUGCACUAACUUGUAUUUCUCUCUUACUUUAGGAUUAUAUCCACUAAGAACCAACUACCUAAUCUUUUAAAUUUGGACCCUAUCUUUCCUGUACCAUUCACAUACAACAUUAAGGAAUCUGAUGUAAGAUAAACCACCAUAUAUAUAAAAUUGGUAUAUAGAGAAGUUUGGGAUUUUUCCUUAUGUCUGUCUCGAAAUCUACGAUCUAAUUGGAUUGUUAAAUCAAUUAAUUCUUUGAAGGAGGAGGGAAUACCAAGUCAAGCUAAUUCAUCUCUAAGAGGUUCUGAUAAACCAAUCUGAUAUUAUUAUUAUUAUUAUUAUUAUUAUUAUUAUUAUUAUUAUUAUGUUAUUAUUUAUAUAGCGCCAACAAAUUCCGCAGCGCUUUACAGUAGGUGGAUGAACAAACAUGUAGUUGUAACCACACAAGUUGGACACAAAGGAACAAAGGGGUUAAGGGCCCUGCUAAAUAGGCUUACAUGCUAGGAUGUUGUAGACCGAUGUUGCAGAGUAUGAGAAGAAGCUGUUGAUGAUCAACAGUGUCAAAAGCCGCAGAAAGGUAAAGAAGAAUUAGGACAGAAUAGUGAUCAUGAGAUUUUGCAGGGAGUAGAUCAUUGGAUACUUUGGUCAGUGCUGUUUCCACAGAGUGCUUAGCAUGAAAACCAGACUGAAGCGGGUCUAGCAGAGAGUUGGACUCAAGGAAGUCUGUCAAUCUCGUAUACACAACUUUUUCAAGGAUCUUGGAUGCAAAAGGCAGUAGCGAGAUAGGUCGGUAGUUGGACGGGGAGUUAGGGUCAAGGUUGAGCUUCUUUAGAAUUGGAGAUAUAGUUGCAUGUUUAAAGGGUGAUGGAAAUAUGCCAGAGGAGAGAGAGAAGUUGAGCAUUUUAGUGAGAGGUAGCGAAAGAGAAGAAGAAGACAGAGUAUGUAUGAGAUGCGAGGGAAUUGGAUCAAAGGAGCAGGUGGUGGGGCAGGAGGACUGGAGCAGAGUAGAAACCUCUUCCGCUGUAGCGGGUGCAAAUGAGCAUAGAACAGCAGAGGGAGUGAGGUUAGGGGAAGUAUUGUAAGGGGAAGACGAAAGAUGAGAGUUCUCUUCCCUGAGUAGAGCUCUUGUCAGUGAAGUGAGUUGAAAAGUCUGAGACGGUCAAGUUAGUAGGUGGAGGAGGAACAAUUGGGUGAAGAAGAGAGUUAAAUGUGUGAAAUAGUCAUUUGGGUUCGUGGGAGAGUGCAUUUAUGAGGGUAUCAAAGUAAUUUACAUGUGCAGAGGAAAGAGCCACGCUGUAUGAGCGCAGCAUAAAUUUAUAGUGGAGAAAUCAGACGCACAGUAAGACUUUCUCCAACAGCGUUCAGCAGUUUUGGAGCAUUUUUAAAGAUAUCGAGCCAGCUUGGUGUGCCAAGGUUGUUGUUGGGGAGUGCUUGCUGCACUUAAAUGUAGGAGGUGCCAUGAUGUCUAGUUGAGAGGAGAGGGUGGUUCCAUUGGCCAUCUUUAUUUUUGGCGGAGUAUUGGCAAAGGUCCACAUAAGUCCUUCAGAUGAUAUGUUUGGGAUUCCUAAAAUGUUAUGCUCAUAAAGAACAUAACAAUGAAAACGCAGAAUAAAAUAUCAAUAUUGGGAAUUAGAUAUUGUACAAAAAUGUCUACAGAACAAUAAAUAUGGAUCAAAUCAAUAUAGCUAAAAACCGAAAAAUCUUAAAUGGAACCCAUGAUGAUUUCUAAAAAAUUCUAAGGAAAUUCUGAGAGGAUUGGGAGAAUUAUACAAUCAAUUACACUUUAUAAAUAUUAAAUAAAUACUAUAUGAAUAAAAUAAUCAAUUAAUUGUUGGGGAUAAAAUCAGCCCGGGCCCUUUGUGGAUGAUGGAUAUUUGCCAACUCAUACAGAGCUCUGGAAAUUGGAAAUGAAUAGCAGAGACAUGUUCGAUAACCAAUUCAAAUUGUAUUCAUACGUCAGUUAUAUUUAUACCCCAUUUUCAUAGCAGGAUGGGAGGGGGAAAAAUGAGCAUAUGGGCGUGACAAUGACAUUGUUUUUCACAAGUUAUAAACAGCUGUUUUUAGUUAUAAUUCGAUGUUACAUAAUGUAUGCAUAUUGGAUAAAACCCAGAUGAUUACAAAUACCAAAAUCUUGGACAAUUAACAAGGUCAUUCCAGAAUCCUUAUCAUGUCAUGUCAUGUCAUGUAGAUAUCCAAAAUCAUGUUCCAAUAACAUUUCCCGUAAAUAGAUAAGUUUUAUUUCCGAGAAUUGGAGAUACAAUUCCAAAUCUAUUCUUGGUUCAAAUUAACCCUUAUAUGAACAGCUAGGCUAUUGAGCAAAAUGGAUGUUCGCAUCUACAAUUCCCCUCUUAGAUCAUAUCAUGAUCUACCUUACGGAAUAUCCAUGGGAGGCCUGCGGCAGAGAAACCAAAGGAGGUAUAUUUAGACGUGCUAAUCACGUCUGCGGGACUUUCAUUAUUUCUUCACCUCAAUUUCCCCCAUUUGCUCUGUGCCGUAGGUUUUCCCUUUAAGAGGAGAUCGAGCUGUCAAUUUUCAGCUUCUGUAAUCAUCUGUUGUACACAUCUUUUAAGUAUACAAGUUAAAAAUUUCAAACAGCUGACAUCUUAACCAAUUUUAAACAUACUGCACAUCAUGUUAUCUGUAACUUGAGCCUUGGAUCAAAACAGGCAAAGUGUAUUAUUCCCAACAACGGGAAUAUUAUUAUUAUAAUUCACAACGUAAACACAUAUAAUCAGAAAUGGGAAUAAUAUCUAUUCCCCCUCUUUGGACCAGGGUCUUGGAUUACCAGUCCAACCCAGUGAACUUGGGCCAGGUCAAAAAGCCCAGUGGCAAAAACUCAUAACUGAGGAAAAAAGCACAUCUGGGUAAAUUCUAAGUGAGGGCCAUGACUGUGUAGACAUGUCAUCCCCUCAUGUUGACAGCAUUAGUGACUUAUAAAACCCGCACUUGUAAGUAAAUAGCUCGGGUAUUGGGAUUGGGAAACACUUCUUGAUUAGUUUGAAAAGGCCCACUUACAUAUUAAAUCAUGAGAUCAUUUCUAAUCAGUUUGCAAUUCUAGCAAUAAUCCCAAUCAUGACCUUGCGUCCAAUGCCUCCUAAUCAAACCCCUAUUUCGAUGGUCCAGUCAUAUCCACACUUAAUACAUUGGAAUCCAUCCUUGGUACACUCAACAUACAUCAAUGACACACAUAGUACAUCCAUGCCUGAGUAAGCUAACACUUCCUCUCUCUCCGGCUAACUCUACAAAAAUAAAAAUAACAAAAUAGUUCAAUAGUCCAGCAUAAUCCAGAAAAAUAUUAUAAGUCUUUCAAGGAGUAAAAAGAAUCUUAGACACCAUAAACUUUGUUCCAUAAUCUUAGACACCAUAACAUAGCUAAGUGUAGCAAUAUGGCUGAUAACAAGACAAUGUCAGCUUCCACAUAGUUCUUAAUUCUUCUGUUUGCUGGAUGUUCACCACAAUACUCUGUGCAACACCCCAAUUGUUGAAAGGGUAAUACAGAAAUAGCGGCAUUAGACAGCACUGCAUCUUCAGGACUUUCCAAGUUAGUUUAUGUCCUCAUAAGUAAGCAUCUCAGUUUUUUCGGCCAGCAUGGAUUUUGACCAAACAGAUUUAAUUGCAAAAAAAGGUAAGUAGGCAGGUAGGUCAGCCAGAGAGAUUAGUGUGUAGUCCCAAAUAUCAGGCAGCACAAAUACUCCAGUACGGUCUCUAUAAUCAUACAAACACAAGGAUCAGUACGACAUCAAUAAAUUAAUUAUCUAGGCUAAACUCAAAUUAGAGACUAAAGUUAAACUCUUAACUAGUGUAACAUGUACGUCUCUCAGUUUUGUUUAUGUCCUUUAUGUUUAUGUUUUUGUAUUUGUCCUUUAUAAAAUUUUAAUACAUAAUUUCCCUUUAAAAUGCCUUUGUAUGGAUGAGAGAAGCACUCAUUCUAUAUAAAUGCUUGUUGAGUACUAAAACACUGACAUAUACAUAUUGGUAUAAUUCCCAAUAAAAUGCUGUUCUUAAACUUAAACCUUGAUUUGAUAAUCUCAAUUAAUUACUUUAAUAACAUUGAAAUGCUGAAGUCUGUCAGUUUUGUGGACCCUGAUAACAUCUUUGGAAACCGAAACCUUUUAUAGAUCCCGAUGUGUGUGAUCAUGUUUUAAUACAUGUUGGAACCUCCAUACAGUUAUCCCACUUAAACAAUAUAUUUAUUUUUUUCAGAACAACUAGGAAUGAAAUAGGAGAAACAAAAUAAAUUACUAUUGUUCUAAAGUGCUUUGUUUAAUACAGGUUUCGGAAGAGUUGUCUUGCUGUGUUGCAAGUGGCCUCUGAUAAGGAAGGGACAGCAAACUGUAGACAUAUGUUAUAUUAAGUUGCUCUCACUUGUCAGGUCUUGGAAACCCACUUAUUUUAUUGCAGAUGCCUCUAGGAUACCACGUUACAAAUUGACUAAGCAUACUUAUUAUUAUCCUAUUUUAUUUUAUUUUAUUUAUUUCACAGUGUGCAGCCUAUGCAAACAAUGUCUAGGUCCCAACUUCAGUUUGUACAUCCUCUAAGAGCCAGCAUUAAUACUGUUUUAUCUAUCAAAACUAUAUAUAAAGUAUUAAAAAUAUGAACCAUUUGUGUAUUAGGCUGAGGUUGUUGGGUGUGGGUAUAGCUUGAAAGUUGUGGUUGGUAUUGAGGAAUCUGCCAGGGUGGGAGUCCUUGAAUGUCAGCUGGGCCAGGUUGACCAGGAGAACCGGGUUCACCACAAGCACCGUGGGGUGAAUCCCUGCUAUCCACAAUUAAAACAGUGCUGAAGUUACCACCUCUACAAAAGUUAGAUCCUUUGAUCAAAUUCUCUACCUCUGCCUCUAAAACUUUUCUGAUUCAAUCUCCUAUCACCUCCAAAAUUUCUUUGUCUCGCCUGCUUAAGAUCACAAUCCUUUUGUGACCGAUACAACAUACUUUUCCCUCUUUCUUUAUAUCAAAACAACCUGCUGUAUCUUUCUCAUGAAUCUUCCCAAGAAAUUCAGUUGGGGUCAAAGAGGGCCAGUCACAGACCAACAGUUUGACCAAAAGUGAACAAGGGGGAAGCAUAUUCCAUAUGAAGGUCGAGAUGACCUAACUCACACCCCCUCUUUGUGUACACCUAUUUGUGUACCACACAGAUAUAAUAUUAAUAAGCUUUUGAAGAUUUAUUGUGCAUGUAUAGCACGGUUGUCUAGGGGUGUAUACAUAAACAGUGAAAGCAGAGUCUUAAUAUAGGGUUUGCAAUACUGACAGUCUGGGUCAUAGGUGUAAUACAGACAUGUGGUUAGGAACUUUUCCAUUGCCAGAAUACAUUGAAAACACUAAUAUAUUGCAAAUAUUAAAAUCAUAUUGCAGCUGUUUCCUAUACCUGCAAGGAUAUGGUUGUAAUACUUCAAUUGAGUUCAAAUUGAGUAUCAAAAAUUCUAACCACAAAAACUAAAUUUUAUAUGCUUAUCAAAAAUGAGUUUAACCCCUUAGCAAUUUAAUAGGGUGACCUCUUCCUAUAGUAUGGUUCCUUUUAUAAUUAUUAUAUUAUUUAUUCUUUUCUGGGUCUGCAAAAUGCUUUCAAUAUACCAAUACAAAUAUAAUACCGUAGUUUAGAAUUGCCUCAAAGAAAUUAUCUGAUCUCUAUUAAAAAUACCAUUUCAUCAUUUUCCUAUAAUCAAUGAGGCAUACUAGAAGAAUCUUAAUUUUGGAAAAAACCUAUCCUAUACAUCCAUAAUUUUUUCUUGUUAUAUAACCAUAUAACAUAACAAUUGUUUAUGUUAAAGAUAACAAAUUUUUAUUUUUCUUAAAUAAUGCAAUGCACUUUAAAAGUAGAGUUAACUCUAAAUACUCCCCUAAUAAUACUGAAACAUGGAUCCAUGAUUUUGAAAAGCAAAUGAUAUAUUUUUUCUUUCCCAGGGGCCCCUUUCUUGUUGGCUGAUCAGCGUUUUUUAAUCUGUUGUAAAAAGACACUAAAGGCUUGCGUUAAUGACAUGCAAAUAUUCUUUAAAUAUUCUUCAUACUCAUUGUAAUAUCACACAUCAUCUUAUAGCACAGAAAACAUGUAGCAGAUAUCCAGCAGACAUGCCAAUACAAAAAGCAUAUUAAUCCAAAAUAAAUUAAUAAAUGUCACACUCUGUGACAAAGAUAAUAUAGGUUCCCAUGUUUGUGCAUUAUGCAUGUCUGCAAACUAUGCAAACAGUACUACUUUAAGAUUAGAUCAGAGCACCUGGCAACUGGACAGGAAGGUCAAAUUUUGGCAGGAAGUCCAUUAUUGCAACAGAAUUUUGGAAAUCAGCUAAAAUUUACAAAAACAGCCUCCCUCCUUUUUUUCUUUCUUAAGACUACAACUCAUAUUGCUCUUGGACUAGUAUUCAAUAAUAAAUCAGUUAUUUAAUAGAUUAUUACGCUGCCAUUUUCAUCUGUAUCAAUACUAAGACAAACUUAUUCAAAUAUAAUUUAAAAUAACACAGCAAAAUACCCAUUAACAUACAUGACAAUUAAACUGCGCACUUUAAAAUGAGUAACCAAAACAAACAUUCAUCACUAUCACCAUUUACACAGAAUAAACUUCUAACAGCUGUAUUCAGAACAUAUUAUUGUAAGGUAUACCAAUUUUAGUUUGUAUCGGAUUUAUUUAAGAUUUCUGGUACCAAAGGGUUUAUUUUUUCUUUUUAAAGAAGGGAUCCCGUACGGCCAUAUAACGCGUUUGACUUAAACAUUUGUAUAACACUUGCAUUAACCAGUUGCGACAUAUGUACCCUGUCAAUAGAAUUUCUCUCUUAUACGCUUAUAGAACAUUUGGACCAGAUUACACAGACAUGGUAUCACCUGCAUUUGUCAGAACUCUCAAAGACUCAAAAUAUUUAUACUACUCCAUGUUAAAGGCAAGGCAAAAUUUUGACCGGUCAAUUUGAGUUUCCAAAAGUCAUAUCAACACAGGUAAAAACCUUUGUCCAUGGUUUUCUGAUCCUACAUUCCAUGACCAAAAUUUCAAACCCACUUCUUCACAGUUUGGGUCACAAUCAAUAAAAUCUCAGCAACCCCAUUCAACAAUUUACAAAAUACAUACAAUUUAAAGCACAUACAACAUGUGACGUACUGGAAUACUACAAGUUAGCUUACAGCACAAUAUGAAGCAUGUGUUGGAACGCUGAAAAUAUAAAUUUUGCUCUCUUCUAAAUUUACAACAUAAAUUCUCUGCAACAAACACACAGGGCAGAAAGAAUGUGGUGUUUGACGUUUUGAAUGAAGUGACUUUUUGUCCCAAUAUGAAAAUAAAGGGCUCAUCAUAUAAACAAUCAUACAUCCCACUCUCAUGAAAAAGUGUAGUGGGCUUAUAGUACUUUUGUCCAAAUAUAAAAAUAAGGGCUCAUUAUGCAAACAAACAUACAUGCAGAUAAAUCAUGUUAGUUCUAGAAUUUGUAGCCCCCCUUAAAUAACCUCUAAUUUUUUUUUUUAUUCAUCAUCACCUUUACAUGUACUUUUGACAUUCCCUCAAUUAAGACUUUAUGCUUAAAAUCAGCGUUGCACACCAUAAAAUAGCACAUAAAUUAGCAAGCCGGAGUAAUGCCAAACAUCCAUCAUACCUUUUAACCCCCUUUUUUUUAUUUAUUUUUUUUGUUAUCUAAACCAUUUUAGUCUGUAACAUUUACAUCUACGUUAAAUAAAUACCACAGUCCACCAAAGACUGGAAAUCUGUUUUACAACCUACCAAAGGCAACCUCUACCAAAGAGGAAUCUAGGGACGUCUCCCAUAUGUAAAUGUACAUCACAGGUACAUCACAGCCUACCAAAGGCUUGAAAUUCUUUUUAACACCUGGCCAAAGCUGAACCUCUUACCAAAGAGGAAAUGUGCACAUAACUACUACUGCCUACCAAAGACAAUCCUCCAACCCGUGGAGUAAUAGAAGUCUACCUAAGACUUAUAAAUACCAUGUCUACCAAAGACAUUAUGCAGUGAAAAUCCCCUUUAAAAUUUUAAAUAGUGAAAAACCCCAUUACAAAUGCAAUGUGUGGGGGAUGGGAGAAGCAGGUAAAGAAGGACUUUAAAGAUCCUCUUGCCUGUCAUCUCCGUUCCGUCCAAUUGCACCCAAAAACAUCUGACACCAGUUUGUUGGGGAUAAAAUCAGCCCGGGCCCUUUGUGGAUGAUGGAUAUUUGCCAACUCAUACAGAGCUCUGGAAAUUGGAAAUGAAUAGCAGAGACAUGUUCGAUAACCAAUUCAAAUUGUAUUCAUACGUCAGUUAUAUUUAUACUCCAUUUUCAUAGCAGGAUGGGAGGGGGAAAAAUGAGCAUAUGGGCGUGACAAUGACAUUGUUUUUCACAAGUUAUAAACAGCUGUUUUUAGUUAUAAUUCGAUGUUACAUAAUGUAUGCAUAUUGGAUAAAACCCAGAUGAUUACAAAUACCAAAAUCUUGGACAAUUAACAAGGUCAUUCCAGAAUCCUUAUCAUGUCAUGUCAUGUCAUGUAGAUAUCCAAAAUCAUGUUCCAAUAACAUUUCCCGUAAAUAGAUAAGUUUUAUUUCCGAGAAUUGGAGAUACAAUUCCAAAUCUAUUCUUGGUUCAAAUUAACCCUUAUAUGAACAGCUAGGCUAUUGAGCAAAAUGGAUGUUCGCAUCUACAUUAAUAACUAGUUAUAAAAAUCUAAUGGAUAUAUUAUAUAAAAUGGUAGUAUAAACAAUCUAUAUGGUAAAAAAUGUCAUAAUUCAAAAUCAUCAUUAAGUCCAUGUGGUUGCAUAGUAUUAAGGUUAAAAAUCUAUUGCAUCUCUGUUUCCCAAAAAUGGUAGGGGUCACUAUUGUGCUUGUUUUUAAAAUGCAAUGAGACGCUAUGCUUUUCAAAACCUUUUUUGAUGUUCCUUACUUGUUCCUGGUUUCUAGUAUAUAGUGACCUAAUGGUCCUCUCUACAUAUGACAACCCACAAGGGCAGGUGAUCAUAUAUAUCACGUUAGUGGAAUGGCAUGUAAUCAUUUGUUUAAUUUAAAGAAAUAAAUUCUGUCUAGUGGAUGGCAAAACUCCUUUAUUAGUCAUUUUUGUUUGUUGAGUUUUUACAUGUCCUUCAUGUACCACAGCCAUAGAAUCCACUGGAUUCAUUAAAAAAAUUAUUUAUUGAUCUCUUUGGUGGUAUAUGAUUAUGCACUAGGUUACUUCCUAGAUUUCGUAUACCCCGAUAUGUUAUGAUUGGCUUUUAUUGGAGUAAAGAAUUAAGAACUGUAUCAUUUCUCAGGAUGGGCCAAUAUUUUCUAGUGAUUUUCUUUAGAUGACCGCUAUUACAGUUAAAAUCCCAAAUAAAGUUCAAAUGUUGAUAUUCUAUAUUGUACCUUUUUUUCCUUGUAUUUUAUUAAUUUGUUUCUAUCUCCGUUUUUAACGUCAUUAUCAGCCCUUUCUAGCAAUAAUCAUUUAUUAAUUUUAUUGCUUGUUCCUGGAAAUAUAAUCGGUGCAAUUAUGCUUGAUCCUCAAAAGUUGUGCUUUAAGUGCGUUCAAAAGUGCAAGUUUUUAUUGUGUUCUCUUCCACAUAAAUAUUUAAAUUUAAAAAAUUCUACUGAUGAUUUCUAAAAUUUCUAGUGAGCUUAAUGCCCGAAUUAUUAACAUUUAAGUGGGUUAAAAAAGUGACUAGUGACUGUUCGUCUCCCCUCCAAAUUAAAAAUAUAUUGUCUAUGUAAGGCGAUAGACUAUGAGGCUCGUAUCCCACCUAUGGUCCUUGUGGAUAAAUUCACGCUCCCACAGUGACAUGAACAAAUUAGCAUAGCUGAAUGAGAACCUCGUCCAGAUUUGCAAAUAAAACUGUUCUCCAAACCAAUUAUAAUUGUUGGUUAAAAUCCACUGAAUACCCUCAAUAAUAAGAUCGAUUUGACUAUCUUAAAAUUUGCUAGAAUGUUCUAAAAAAUACAUAGUUGCCCUUAAACCCUUUGCAUGGAAAAUAAUAAGAUACUGAUAGUGUCUUUCAGAUAGCUUGGGCAGGUACUAACAAUAGGCUGCAGGCACUUAUCAAUAUAUUAGGAUAAUUUACUAGAGAUUGAUUCAAUCACUGAAUCUAUUGGUCUACCGGGAGGUUUGUCCCUAUCCUUAUGUAUUUUUGUGAGGUAGUGAAAUACAGGGAUUUUAGGAUGUUGCACAUUUAAAAACGUGUAUUCCUUUUUGUUUAAAACCCCCAGUCUUUUCCCAUUCUCAAUUAAUUUAUUAUAACUUAAUUUAAUGUCUUUUGUAGGAUCUAUGUUUAAAAUCUGAUAGGUCUUAUUAUCACUAAAUAAUCUGAGUGUUUCCUUCACAUAAUCUUCAAUAUCAAAAAUUACAAUGCCCCCACCCUUGUCAGCUGGUUGAUGACUAUGGUUUGGUCCUCUCUCAAUUCUUUUAGAGCGUGUCUUUCCUUGAAACCUAAACCUAAAUUGUAUUUAUGUAUUUGUUUUUUUUUUCCAUUUUGUUUACCUCACUCAUUACAAUCUCAAAUCCAAACAAAACAGAAAAAAAAAAAAAAUUGUCACAAAAUUCUCCAACUCUGUGUGUGCUGCUAUAAGUCAUUAUGUCUCUGUUUGAGAAAAGAUCCAGGUAUGGACAAAAUAUAGAUACUUUAUUCAGUAAUCAAGAAACCAGUAAUCAAAUAAUCAAGAAGGGAAAGUAAUGACAAGAAAUUAAAACAAGAUUAUGCAAUUUAUGCUAUAAACUAGAAAAGCUAUUAGGAAGAGAAAUUAAAAUCAGGUGGGAAAUAGCCACAUUAGACAAGUAUACCAGAGAGAGAAUCACUCAAGAGGCCUAAGGUUUACAAAAAGCCCCUCAUUUGAUCAGUAGGAGGAGGACUUUAUAAAAGAAUAGAUGGCCCUCUUGGAGAGUGUUUCUUUUGGAAUGAUGGAUUCAGUCAUAACUGCAUAACUCCUAUGUAUGUCAUCAUUAACCUGUAUUGUUUACUACCCCUGCCAGGUGGAUCUGGUUGCUCCUCUAUUCGGAGGGUCCUGACUUUUUUUUUCCGCCUGCACUUCAUUAAGGUGGGUGGCAGCCUGUUCAGCUAUUUUGUUGGGUGCUUCGCUCAUGGGUAUCUUACAUUUGGUAAACUGGUCUAGGGAGAAAUAAUUUAGAUCUAUUUCCACUGCUCUUCUACUGCUGCUUUUUCACGUAGUCUCAGCAUUAAAAAUGCAAAAUAUGAAGUCUCAUGCAUAUGCUAGCUUUAGUGUACUUAUAAUCUUAAUUUUAAUAAUGACAGGAAGUGAGUUAUUUUCCCUUCCUUUGCCUUGCCCUUCUUUUAAUCCACGCUGUCUGUUCUCAUAUUUGUUAUCCUUCUUCAUGAUGGUAUUGUUUUGGUGUAGUUUGCUGGUUUUAUUCGCUUAUACUUUUCCAUUCUUCGUGAUCUUAUAUUUCUAGUUUUUAUCUGAGUUAUUUUUAGAUUAUUUAUGUUAUCUAUAGUUUGAAUUAUUUAGUUGUUUAUGAGUAAAUUAAUUGUUGCACACAUUGUAAUUGAUAUGUGACUAAGCCUGUUACACAUUUUCUUUUCAGUUUAAUUCGCUUCAGUGGACACUUUUGCUGUUCUGGUCUGGUUGUCGGAGUACUAAUUUUACAGGACGCUAUUCCAGAAGUUCAGUAAAGAAAUAAUAAAAGGCAAUCUAGAUGUGGACCCCUUGCUCACGGUGCAAAGAGGGAUAUUGGCUGUACCUCAUUGAUGAUGCCUAAAAAGGUUGCAAUGAUCAUCUGGGGUUGCUCUAUCUCUCGUUCAGAGAGAGUCAGCCUGUAUUUUGGAUCUGUUUUGCCCUUCUAGGUAGAAUUAGUCUGAGAUACAAAUUGCAUGGUUCUCUCUGUAAUGGUACAAGAUGGGCUAAAACCAGCUUGAGAACUGAGCGGAGACCCACUGAAGGGCAGGGCUUGUUGAGCUGAUGUACGUUCUCAUUUGUGACUUGUUUUUUGCAGGUGAGUGAGUAUCCCCUGUGGGAAUAGUGGGUUACCUGUCAAUGGGUAUAGUGUGAAAGGGUAUGAGGCUAAUGAUAGUAAUUUUUUUAUGUUGUUCCAUAUAUGGAGGGUCGGGGACAUGGUAGGAUGUGGAGUUUGGCAUGAGCAGAGAAAAAUGGUUCCCGUCUUAUGCCAGGGAAUAAUGAUUAGUGGUAUCAGAAAGAACAAGUCCUCCAAUAGUACCCAGUGGGUCUGGGGUUGGGUUGGUUAUGCGUAUAUUCUGGUUAGUAUAGUUGCUCUGUGGUAUAGGCCUAUGUUGGUUUAUUCCAGGCGGUUGUGUGGACAAGCAGUUCGUAAAUGAGGUUGUAUGCCUUACUGAGAUCUCUAGAUAAGUGUACCCUAGAUAUUUUAUGUCGUUUUCAGCCUAAUCAAAUGGGAAGAGGUUAUUUAGUGAUGUUUGGGAUGAGUCAUCUAUUCUGAGGGGUAGGAUCUCGCUUUUGGAGAAGUUAACUUGGAUGUUGGAUACCUUAUUAUACAGGGAGAUUUCCUCCACAAAAGGGGCAAGUGAUGUGAUGGGAGAGGUUAGUGUGAAUAGAAGAUCAUCGGUGAAGGCUGAUACAUUGAACUCAUGUUGUUGUAUCUGGAAACCUUGAAUAUCCUCUCUAUCUUGAAUCCCCUGAAGGAAAGGUUCCCUGGUUAGGAUAAAAAGGAGAGCCAUUCCGGAUUAUCACCAUGUUUGAAAGUUGGCCAUUGAUUUUCAAUUUGGCUGUGGGGUUGGAGUAAAUGGCAGUAAGCCAUCUCAUCCAAUUGGCACCAAAACCCAUGGUAUGUAUAGUGUUUUUUAAUAGUCACCAUACUACCCUUUCAAAUGCUUUUUUGGCAUCAACAGAUAGUAGAAGGCUUUGGUGUGGUUGUGUCCUUGACAGAUGUAUAAGGUUGAGUAAUUUAGUGGUAUUGUGCUUGGCCUCCCGCUCGGGUACAAAGCCAGAUUGGUCUGGGUGAACCAGGUGUUGGAGUAGGGGGCGCAAACAUGUUGCUAAGAUUUUUGUAAAUAGUUUAAGAUCUAUGUUGAUCAGGAAUAUCGGUCGGUAACUGCCACAAUUUGUAAGGUCUUUCUCUGGUUUUGGCAACAAUUUUAUGUAUGCCUCUUAAGUGGAGGAUGGUAGUGCUUAAGUAUCCAAUAUUGUGUUCAAGGUGUGUAUAAAGGGGUCAGCCAGUAUGCUAGCAAACAACUUAUAAUAUUUGGCCAUAAAGCUAUCUGGGCCUGGGCUCUUGUUUAAGGGUAGAGCAUGGACCACUUUAUCAAAUUCUGCUUUCGUUAGUGGUGCAUCAAGGGUUUGCCUGGUGUUGUCUGUUUGAGAUGGCGGUGUCUCCCUCAGAUUUUAUAAUUUAGAGUAAUAUUUGUGGAAUUCUUCCAUAAUAUCUGGCAGUGUGUGGGAUAGUCCCUUAUUUGAAUGUUUGAUCUUGCCUAUGAAUGUAUUUUGUCUACAUUGUUUCAGUGUAUUGUCCUCCCAUGGAAUAGAGUGUUUGGUGCAUAACAGUUUGCUUUUAACUUGAGUCUUUAAAAGUUGCUAUAUUUCUGAGCAUUUGGAGAUUGUUUAUAUACUACCAAGUUCUCUGUUUGUUUGUGAGUCAAUUCAAGUAUCUCAUCAGUGAGGGUUUUUAGUUGAGCUUCCCGCAUCUUUGCAAUGUGUGUAAGGACGUCUUUGUUGUUGAGUAACAUGUAAUUUAAUUUCCAAGGGAUUUGGAUAACAAGAGACAGGAGUGCAUAGUCUGACCACAAGUUAUUGGGCCAUAUCUGCACGAGCUAACCAGAUGCAAGAAUCUGUGUGGGAGGAAGAACAUAUCUAGUCUAGAAUGUGUGACAUGUGAGUAGUAUGAGUAGUCUCUCAUAUUAGGGCGCAAGAUUCACCAGCAGUCGUACAAUUGUGAUUGGUCUAGAAGGUGAGAGAAUUGUUUUCAUACAGAGGUCAGGUGUGUAGAGGUUUUGGAGGUCGUAUCUAAGACAAGUCAAGUGAAACAUUAUAGUCACCCCAAUGACUAACACUAAAAGUUUCCAUGGAACACACACAUUUCUUGAGUGUCUUGCAUUGCUUCCUAUUUGGCAAAUAUAUGUUCACAAGCGUAACCAUAUUGUGGCCUAUUUUUCCUGUUACCAACAAAAACCUUCCAGAGUCAUCAGCUUUGUGAUCAACUUAUGUGAAGGGUACCUGUGCGGAAAACAGAAUGGCAACCCUAUGAACCAGUGCCUCAGUAAAGUGGCCAAAUUUGAGGCUGCAUCCUAAAGUGGAUUUCGUGGCUAUGUCACCAUUUAAUUUAUGGAGUUCAGUUAGAGCUAAUGAUUUUUCUGGAGAGUUUUAGCCUCUAGCAUUGAGGGUUAUGAAACAUAGGGAAGUCAUUUACUAGGGGUGAUAUAUGGGUGGCAGGUUUCCCUCCCCACCCCAGCAGAGCACAGCAAAAAUGAAAAAAACAAACAUAACAAAUAAAAGUUAACUAUAUACAAUUAAAUCUAAGAAAAUUAGGAUCUUGUUAUGAAAUGUGACUCUGACACUACUGGAAUUCCCAGGAGAAUCCUAUCUUAAAUGUUUUGUUGGUAAGUAGUUGGGUGUGAAGUUUUUAUGCAAGGUAGUAAUCAGGGAUUAUGGUAGGCUAUGUGUGGCCAUGGUGCAAUAGUUAGGUGGGUUGUGGAAGGUUUAGCUAGUGGGAUCCAAGAGCUGGAUCUUGCAAUUAGUUUGGUGUCCAGAAGUUGCUGCUUUCAACAUACCAUACCCUGACAAUAGACAACAGAGCCCUGAAGUAUACUGGGAGAUACACAUUAAACCCUUAUAUCAAGCAGGAGGGGGUGAGCAUCAGGCCAGAGUCGGGGACCUUUGCGCCCAGUUUAUGCUUUGUGGGGACGCAGAGAUAGCAUACUAGAAAUAUGGUGUAAAAUAAGUACUAAGCAGGGUGGUGCAUCUACGGUACAGGUUGGGAUAGGCAUAAGGCUAUCCUAGAUAUAAGAUAGGGCCAGGGACUAAUUAAAGUAUUUAGAAAAUUGUGCAGACUAGAUGGGCCGAAUGGUUCUUAUCUGCUGUCACAUUCUAUGUUUCUAUGUUUCUAUGUUAGCAGGUAUAAACAAUGCAUUCGAUAAACAUAUUCAGGACUCAAUUAUCUUAUGAAUUGCCAGGGCAUUAUCGAUUAUGUCUCAGUCUCUUUCAGAAGAUCUUUGUAAUAUCCACAGGAACCAGGGAUAAAACAAACACGGAAAAAGCAUAGUCCACAACUACUUUUACAGUAUCUUUUAGUAAGCGCCAUCUACAGUUGAAAAGCUGGUAUGUCUUGGAUGGUGUGUAUGAUAUACAGGGUAUUCUUGUAGGUGGCGCUUAAUUUGAAUAGGAAGUCCCAGUGCAAUCAUUCAGCUCCAACCCGUGUCAUUACUAAAAUUAAGAUUAUGAGUAUACUAAGGCUAGCAUACUCUUCAAUGUUUUCGGCCUCUUGAGUUUAGCUCCAUUGAGAUAACCAAGCCAAGAAGCGGAAGGUCUGGUUGUCUGACUGACAAAACGAGGAGUGUAACAAGGUUAAUUCAUAAAAGUGCCAAGUUCUGUUGAAAUAGGCUUUUUUAGUAAAAUUAAGUGUUACAUAAAGUAUUUCAGAAAGCUACAUUGCUUUAGGGAUCUGGUGUGUCUCUUUAUUAAUACAAGUUCAAAGAAGGACAAGAGGAAAUAACAAGGUUAAUCACUAAACUCUCCAUACCAAAUGGGGCAAAAACAAUAUUUUCUAGUCAGCAACCACAUUAAAAAGUAAAAACAAAAUAAUAAUAAUAAUAAUAAUAAUAGUAUUGAAAAACCCUAUGUACCAAAAAAUGACUAACACAUUAUUAUAAGAGAAGACUGAAACCUCUCUAUGCCCCCACCUGGUAUGGGGGGCGUACCUACUAAAAAUGUAAUUUUCCUUAGUCACACACUUACAACGUGAUUUUAAAAUGAUGCCACCUAUGAAUCCUUUCUGAACAUAUCUCAAUAGCCAUAAUUUUUUUUUGUUAUUUAAGUUGUUUAUUGCAUGCACUGUUAACCCAUUGCAUUAUUACUGUGACCCUGGUAUGACAAUCUACAAAUCGAGACAGGUGUCCAUUUACUCCUUUACUAUGUUGUUGCUAUAUAUAAUAGCCUAACUAGGUCAGCAUGUAAAACUAAAAAAUGGGAUGUUACUAUCUGCCAGUGCUUAUUGCACUAUUGAUGUUACUGUCUGCCAGUGCUUAAUCUGGCAUUCUUUCUUUUUUGUAUGUUAUGUAUCUCACAUCUCAAUAAAAUAUACUUGACAAAAACAAUGUAAAAGUAGCAACUAGGCAACCAUUGCUACCCAGUUACUAUAAAGGCCCCAUCCCAUAGAGAUAGUGCCUGUGAAAUAAACAGGGAUUUACACUGUCCACCUAUGUGCCCAAAUGUGUGGCCAGUGGGUGUGGGCUGUAAUAUAAUAAGGAAGGGAACUUGGUGAUCUCCCUGGUCUCCACACAUUGGUGGUGGGUGGGGGCCCUAAUAAUGACAUAAGGGCAGGAGGUGGCAUAGGGUGUCCUUAAUAAUAUUUUGAAAGAAGGAGGACCCAAUGUCCUUACUCUUUCUCCCACUGAUUUGCAGUGGGUGGUGGCCCAAAUUAUAAUUUAAAAGGGGAGACCUUAUGAAGAAUUCUCUUGAGACUUGGCUGUCAGAGUUCUCUGGUUGGCUUACAAAUUAAUCAGAGCACUCUUACUGAUAUUACAUAGCAAUGCACAUUUUGUUAUACGAUUUACUAGGUGAUUUGCAUGGAAAAGCCUUUAAAACAGCUUUCCCCGUUAUGAGAGCUCAGUCUGGGGGGUGCUCUUGCAAAGCAAGCACAGUUUCCUUUUAUUGUGCUGCAAUUUUGGCUUUUCUUUUUACAAUUAUUUUGCAAACCUGUUUUUGGAUUCUAAGUUGGCUUUGUUAUGGGGCUGAAGAAGAGUUUGAAAAAAGAAGAUUUCCUGUGGUAAGCAUUUUUAAUUUAUAGGUAUUUGAUUAGUUGCUCACCCACCACUAUUAUUAGGUAGGGUUCUUUAUUUUUAAUUUUUAGUUAUGGUUAGUGGAUUGACAAGGAGGAGAAGGGGGUUGGGCAUGCCACAAUUUGGGUUUGUGGACAAUGAUACCCUACAUUGUUUAAAUAUUUAGAGCCCCUCACUCACAGUCUAUGAGUGGGGCCACAAAAUAAGUCGGAAUGUGAAUGUACUGAUUUUACAACUCCAAACGUAUCCAGGUGAUUGCUGCAUAUUUUCUCAGGCUCACCGAAUUCUGACCAUAACUGACUUUAAUAAAUAUGAGGGUUGCAGCUGGAAUUCAGUCAUUUUCAUGAAAUUUUGCUCAUCCAGAAAAAAACAAGUCUGGUGAAUAACCCAGUGAGUGUAGCUGUGAAUUAGUAAAGUGAGGUGUGUAAGGAAUAGCAGGUAAAAAAGGUAAGCCUUACAGUAUUUAUUAUAGACUCUAGUUGGGAAACGUAGAGUUUGAAGAGAUUAUUUAGGAACAUUUUAAAAAUAAAAUUUGGCAUCUUCUGGGCCCUUUGGUUAGCCAUGGAUGUUAAAGGAUUCCCAGAACUUGAUAUCGUCUGGGUCUUUUUUAUAUCACUUACUACCCCAUAACUCACAGGAAAGAGAAAGAAAAAAUACCACUUGACUGACCUAUUACAUAGCCUAUUAUUCAUAAAGCUGUUAUAUAAAGGAAUCAUUGUUUAAAAUAUUUAGAAACUUAUCUGACAGCUUUCACUUUAAUUUAAACCAACUGGUUAUACAAAGUAAACAGUUUUCCUACUGGAAUAGCAAACGUUUUGGGUCUUCACCUCUUGGGAGUAAAUACAUCAUACUUUGAUACACAAAAGUAUAAAGAUCUGCACCGCAGCUCUAAUUACUCACUUUAAAUCUAUGGAAACCUGCAAUCCCAUAUACUAUAUCUAAUGGUACAUUUCAACCCAAAGGUAAGACGAUGAUUAUUUCAUUAAUCAUAAAUAAUAUCAAGAAGAGAAGACCAGCAGAUGAUACAAGUAUUAAAACUACUCACACAUAAUACAUAAAUAUCAUAAAUGCAUACAUAACAGGUAUUUGCAAGACAAUUAAGCAUUUUCUACUUGUUUUAUGCAGAACAUAAAAAUUAGAUAAUUUUUACUAAAAUUAAAAAUGGUUUAAGAUUUUUUUUCUGCAAAUUCAUAUCUUCUUGCAUUACUCUUUUUUUACAGGAUAUGUUUGAAGUCAACCAGACAAAAGUUACAGAAUUCAUAUUCUUGGGAUUUCAGAAUCUUCAGACUGUUAAUAUUGGACUGUUUGUUCUAUUCCUUACAAUUUACAUCUUGACAUUAGCUGGGAAUCUGCUAAUUGUUUUAUUGGUGGCCAAGGUUCCAUGUCUGCAAUAUCCCAUGUAUUUCUUCCUGAGCAACUUAUCAUUGUCUGAUAUCUUGCUCACUACAAAUGUAGUUCCCAACCUACUCCACUGUAUAAUUAAUGGAGGAAGCUCAAUAUCAAUCACUGGCUGCCUCACUCAACUUUACUUUUAUGGUGUUUCUGCAGCUGGAGAAUGUCUUCUUCUCACUGUGAUGUCCUAUGAUCGAUAUUUAGCCAUCUGUGAUCCACUACAUUACAUCAUUAUCAUGGAUCCCAGGCUACGUGUCCAACUUGCUCUUUGGUCUUGGCUUCUAGCAUGUAUGGUAAUGGUAUUUAUUGCUUUUCUAAUAUGUAAUUUACAGUUCUGUGGUCCACAUUUAAUUGACCAUUAUUUCUGUGAUAUUGCACCUGUUCUAGACUUGACUUGUUCAGAUCACACAAUUGUUGACUUUUCAUACUUUAUUUUAGCAAUACUUUUUGCUCUUAUUCCAUUUUCCUUUAUUCUCUUCACUUAUAUCUCUAUUUUUAUCACUGUAUCUCAAAUUUCUUCUAGCAGCGGGAAACAGAAAGCCUUCUCUACCUGCAGUUCUCACUUGAUGGUAGUGAGUACGUACUAUGGGACUCUAAUAACUAUUUACCUGGUUCCAUCCAAGGGGCGGUCAUAUAAUGUCAAUAAAAUUAUAUCCCUUUUAUACACCAUGGGAACUCCAUUCUGCAACCCAAUUAUAUACAGUCUUAGAAAUCAGGAGAUAAAAACAGCUGUAAAAUAUAUAUGUAAUAUCAAAAAUUAACUAAAUAUAUUAAUGCAUAACUGUUUAUAAUGUAAUAACCUCCAGGUUAUGCAUGUUUUGAAAAUAAAAUGCAUAAAAAGCAUUUUCUUCAAUAGUGAAGUUUCAAAUUCACAAACUUAUUACGAAACAAGAGGGCUGUUACUAGAAUCUAUGUGUGGUUAAUAGUAACUUCUUUUUAAUAAUGUAUAUAUAGCUGCACAUAUAUCAAUCACACCAGUUGAGUUUGUAUUCUCUAAAAAUGUCAACAAAACAAUUAAAAGGAAUCGUUCAAUAUAAUAGUCCAAUUUUUAUGUCCGGACAUUUUAAUGUAUACAUUAUUCUCAAAUAUAUAAAUAUUUUGAAUUGUAUUUGAAAGGGUUAAAAAUUAAAUACAUGACUACUGUAAAUGGGCAGCUUAUUCUUGAUAUAGUCUAAUUAAACGUCAGCUUAAAAAUGAAACUGUUGCCGACCAUCAAUGAGAACCUUUUUGACCUCGCUACCAGAAAUACAUGUUGUUGGUACCUGAAUAAACAAGAUCGUGUUUAGCUGAUGUGAUCUUUUCAUGUUACUUUUGCUGUAACUUCUGUCUAUAAAUAUGUUUGCAUGACCCUUAAUACACUGGUAGCAGCCCAAUUUGAAACACGUUGUCUGGGAAUCACUGAAAGACUCUCCCCGAACGGUCGGUCCAAAAGUGAGGUGCAUGAAACGCGUUGCCCAGCAGUGUAUUAUGAUCCCAACAGUAUUUAUUUACUGCAUUUUUAAUCUUUAGCCCUGAAAAGUUUAUUCUCAAAAUACUAUCAAUAUUGUGCAAGUUACGUAAUUGUAGAUAAAGAUACUUGUAGUUUUUAUAAUUAUAUUAAUGCAGUGAGCAGUAUUAGAGCCAUGCUGCUAACAACUCUCUUUGCUCUAGCCACUGCUAAGAAUUACCUUCACAAGCUGUUUAAGCUGAGGAGAGGAGUAACACACUGUGAUGCUUAAAGAGCAGGUGAAACAUUUUCAGAAGAGACUUGAACAAAGAGAAAAACUGUGAACAAGCAUAAAUAUAACAGAAAUGUGCUUACUAAAUACAGAGGUGGGGCUGCAGGGGAGAGAAAGCAGACAUACUCACAUACACCAAUACAAAACUGAAGGGUGCGCCAAGGGGUAAAGGGUGAUGUAAUACUAGAUAAAACAAAAGAGGUAAAAACAAAUAGUAUAUAAAAUUAAAUAAUACAUAAAAGCAAACAAGCCAACAAAGUCCAAAAUGAGGUAUAAAGUAAGAGUAAGUUUUUAAGAGUUUGCCUUUAUCUCCAGGUAAGUAUGUCUUCCAAAUAGUUGAUGUCCAGGGACAUAAAAGAGAAGAAGAGAGUUCCAAUAGUGCAAUAUGUAUUAAAAGUAUAAAAGCUGAAAUAAAGUCCAAAUGGCCUACUCACAUGAAGUAGAGCUGAAAACCAGCUCUGGUGUAAAGCGCCUGCAGUGGUAUUAUUCCCCCACUUCAGGGAUAUGAUGAGAGGAAUAGGCCAGGGUGUGUCUUGUCAGCGGGGUAUGUGAAGGCAAAAACAAAGGUACAACAAAUAGUGCUCUCUGUAUAAAAUAUAUCCAGGGGAAUAAAUAAAUGGAUAAUACUCACAUUUACCUGAGCAGAUAUCCUGCUCAGUAUUCUCAUUGUGGGUGGUAUAAUCCCUACCAGGGAUGCUUUGUGAAGUCCUCACUGGGAAGAUAAAAACUUGGUGACAGGUAUAUAUAUAAAAAAAAUCUAAGGUAUAUGGUACUAAUAUUGGUAGUAAAAGAUACCAAAACCUUUAUUUAAGACAGUAAAAAUGUAAAAUAUAAUCCAUAACGCGUUUCACCCACAAUGGGCUUUUUCAAGUGGUAAUCAAAUUGUCUUUGUUAUACUCACAUACACACCUGGCUGCCUUCUGCUGUUUUGAUGUGCAUGUAAAGAGAUGCUGUGAUUGUUUUGUGUGACAAUUUAGGAUGAUCAGCAGUUGGUACGAUAACACUAAAAUUGCUCCAACAGGUUAAAAAAAUGUGAAAUGUAAUAAAAAAAUCAGCUACACAAGGACUGACAGCCAACUCGGGCUCCACAACACUGCAGGUUUCUUGUGCUAAACUCUUUCGCUAUAAAGAUUGGUGUGGUAUGUUAAUAGGAAGGACAGAAUGUAAGAUAUCUCAGAGAAAGGAAAAAAGCAAGAGAAGAUUUAAGGAGGAGAUAGAGGAACUCAGUGAAUAUAAAGCCAACACCUGUAAGUAAAAUUUAGCUACUUGCUGAGAUAUACAAAUCAGAUUAAAGGGACUGUUUAAUGACAUUAUUACAACUUUAAUCAUACUAAGAGAUAUGUAAGCACUUUUUAGCCCUUCUAACCGAAAUUUGACUUAUUUGCAUAUUUAAAAUGGACUAAAAUGUUCCUAGCAACAAAGGCUGGAGGAAAUCAUAUGCAAAUUAUUAUAACCCUUAAGAGGUUAAAUUCGUAUCAUCCAGAUAUUAAAGAUAUAUAUUUUUUCCCAUGUGAAGGGAAAUAAGAAGUAAGAGAAUAAUACUUAAUAAUAACAAACGGAAUAUUUAUGUUCAAUAAUAAAGGUAAAGGCAACUUGACAACUGCAAUAAUACAGAUUUUAUCAAAUUGAAGCAGGAUAUCUUCCGUACAUAUGGCUCCUCUGCCUCUAGAUAACGCUGAACUUUCCACUCACCAAAUAUCAAAUUUAUCAGAAGAUGAUUUUCCACAUUUGCCAAAACCAGUACAGGGAAUUUCACAGCAAGUACUAACUCAAAUGCUGGACAACUUAUAUAUAAAAAUUAAAAAAAAGACAUUGAACACAAUACAGAUGACCUCAGAUUAGAAGUUGACGUUCUUUCUGAGAAGAUCUCAAGUCAAGCAAUUAUACUACUGAAAAUCCAAGAUGAUUAUGAACAUAUUAAAUCAUCCAAUAUAAAACUAGAGAAGAAAAUACAAGAUAUUGAGAAUAAAAUCACAAACCUAGAAGACCGUUCUAGGAGAAAUAAUAUAAGAAUUAGAGGUAUACCAGAAUCAAUAACACAAGAAGAUUUACAUUUCUAUCUGGAUAGCUUCUUUUCAAAUAUUUUGUCCCCACAGACUUUGGGUCUGGAACCUUUUGAAAGAUUUUCAAAUUAAAAAUCAAAUUAUGCAGACAGCAAGGAACAAGAUCCUGGACACUGAAGAAUUUUGGCAUUUAAAACUCUUCCAGGACUUAUCACAGAAGACAAGACAAGCAAGAAGAAUUUUCUCAGAAGAGACGGCAAUCCUUAGGAAGAUGGAGAUACGUUAUAAGUGGCUGUUUCCGAUGGCAAUAAUGGUCUUUUUUAAAGAUCAAACAUAUCUUUAGAGACAACAUGGCACUUAAAGAGAAAAUGACAACUUGGAAGUUUACGUCAAAUUGAACUUUUUCCCCUCCCAUUCCUAUCUUACUCUAUAUCAAUAUAUGAAAAGGGUAUUGAGCAUGGUUUAAGGAAAUUAGAGAACACUCAGAUUUGUUGAAAAUAAUUAUACACUAGAGUUUUUGAGCAAGUUUAGUAAAAGAGUAGAGAGGAAAGAGAAAGGGAAGAGAAUAGAAGGAAACAUUUUGAUACACAUAAUAAUGGCUUAUAUAAAUUGUGGGGAAUGAGAAGGAGGGGUUAAAAGCAGUAAAACGAACACAUAUGUGGGGCUAAAUUUUCCUUAUUUAGUCGCAUUUAAAAAAGGAAAACUAAAGGGUGGAUGUCAGUAGAAAAAGAGUAAAAUAAUUACACAAUUUUAAAAUUUGGUUGACUUACACAAAACAGCUAAGAAUAUAUAGUUCACUCAAAUAAACAGGAUAACUGAAGUCACAUUACUAGGAAAACAAUGGGAAUAUUGAUAGAGAGGAGAGAAUGGGAAUGGGAUAAUAGCUACUAAUUUGAAGGUGUGUUGCGGGGCUGAAAUUGUAUUAUUGAGUAUUAGCAUUGCUGCGUCUUUGAUUAAAAGGAUACAUAGGUUUAGAUUAUAGAAUAUACUUAGCUCAUUUGCCUGGUCUGGGGUCCUGCGAUGGCAGCAGGAUUAUGUAUGAAAACUUUAUUCAGAAGUUCUUCGUACAAUGGAAUGAAUGUACAAUUAGAAUGUUUGAUGUGGAGCGUUCUCAAGAGACCAGAAAUGAUAUGGCCGAAUGAAAACAGUAGGAGUGGAUUUGUGUGUUGGUUGUUAUGUGAGAGGUGGUUAGAGGGGAGAAAGGGGUGGGGGUGGGGGUUGUGGCAAGAUGUCACUUAAUAUAUUAUUUAUUAACGCAAGGGGUUUAGACUCAGGACAGAAAAGAGGUUAUUUAUGCAAACUAUUAAUUGAUAGUAAAACUGAUAUUGGUUUCGUUCAGGAAACACAUUGGAUAAACUCUAUAUCUAAGCUAUGUAAAUAUAAAAAAAAUCCCAGUGAUACAUAGCUCUAAUUUAAUUGGAAAAAACAAGAAAAGAGGGGUAGCAAUAGUUUUUUCAAGUAGAUUGAAAUAUGAGCUUGUUCAUGAGGAGAUCGAACUUGGGGGCAGGUUUUUAAUAGUCAUAGCUCAAAUAAAUGACAUACUGUACACCUUGGUAAAUGUAGAUGCUCCAAAUCAACUCCCACAUAGAUUUUUGGGUAGUUUAAUACAAAAGGUUGAUCGUGUGUCGUCUGGUAGUCUGAUCCUCGGUGGUGACUUUAAUUGCAUUAUAGACACUAAGGUGGACAGGAAUAGAAACGAGUCCUUCAUAAACGCUGAAAAAAUAGGAUCAUCAAUGAUGCAGACCCUUUUAGCUAAAAAUCGUCUGUAUGACUGUUGGAGAAUACAACAUUCAGAAGAGCGUGAUUAUACGUUCUUUUCAAAUGUUCAUCAGUCAUAUACUCGAAUUGAUUAUAUUUUGGUUAGGGCUGACACAUUGGAGCGAGUUAUUAAGACUGCAAUUGGACCUAUAUCAUGGUCAGACCACGCACCAGUCUUUUUAGAAAUUAAAAAUAAUACUGAAUAUAAAUGUAGAGAUAGGUGGAGAUUAAACAAAACCCUAUUAAAAUCUGAAAUUAAUGUGGAAGAAUUGCGCACCCAGGCCAGAGAUUUUUUUGAGAAUAAUGAUACAGGGGAUGUUUCUAUUACUAUGUUAUGGUGUACUUUUAAAUCAUACAUGAGAGGAUGUCUUAUAAAAUUGGGUGCUAACAUAAAAAAACAGAAAGGAAGAGAGCUGAAUGAGCCUAAUAUAGAUCUGUCAAAAUUGGAGAGACUCCAUAAGAUUACUUUAGAUUAUAGGGUUUUGGAGGAUGUUGAGGAGAUUAGAAAAAAAAUCUUGGUAAGAACUCAAGAGAAAAUAAACAGAGCAAUGUUAAUAUUAACCCCUUAAAACCGCAGGACGUACAAUUACGCCCUCUAAUAGGCGGCUCUAAACGCCGCCGGGCGUAAUUGUACGCCCUCCGGUUUUUGUUAACUUACCCGGUCGCCGGCGGUCCCACGCCGGCGAUCGCGGUGGGGGGGACUCCCAGGGAGCCCCCCGCGGCACAUCCGUCCUCGUUGAAGCCCCCCGGCCAUGUGAGAGUGGGGUCCUAGCAGGACCCCACAAUCACAUGGCCGGGUAUAGCUGGCUUCUGUAUUGCCGGCAGGGGGGCUGCCUGUAAUUACAGGUGGUCCCCCUGCUGGCUGAAAAUAAAAUAAAAAUAAGUUAAUGGUGUAAAAAUAAAUAAUUAUAUAUACUUAGAUCAUAUGUAUAUAUUAUAUAUAUAUGAUCUAAGUAUAUAUAUACACAUAUACAUACACACACAUACACCGUCUAGGUGUAUUUUACUAUUAAUAUAUAUAUAAUUAUAUAUAUAUAUUAAUAUCAAAUUACACGUAGACUGAUACUGAUUAAAUAUAUAUAUAAUUAUUGUUACAUAUAUAUUUAUAUAUAAUAUAAAAAAAAUAAAAAUGUAAAUACGUUAAAAAAUAAAAUUAAAAAAAUAAUUAAAAAUAAAUAAUUAAAAAUAUAUAGAUGUGUGUUAUUUCGUUCUAACUGUUUUGUGAAAUUAAUAUAUAUAUAUAUAUCAAAAUACACGUAGAACGAAAUAAUAUAUCUAUAUACAUAAAUAUAUACGUAUAUAUCACUAUAUAUAUACCUAUAUAUAAAUAAAAAUAUUUUAAAAAAUUAUAUAGAUAUAUACAUAUAUAUACACAUACGUAUAUAUAUACAUAUAUUAAUUCUACAUAUAUAUUUAUGUAAUAUUUUUACAUAAUUAGGUAUCUUAAUUAAUUACAAUUAGCGGGACCUGCCUGACAACCCAUGCCGAAAGUAAAGGGAAUUUAAUUUGCUAGCACUAUAUUUAACCCUAUAACUUUCCAGACACCAUAAAACCUGUACAUGGGGGGUACUGUUCUACUCGGGAGACUUCGCUGAACACAAAUAUUAGUGUUUCAAAACAGUAAAAUGUAUUACAACGAUGAUAUCGCCAGUAAAAGUGAAGUUUUUUGCAUUUUUCACGCACAAACAGCAUUACACGGACAAUAUUAUUGCUGUGAUACUUUUUAAUGUUUUGAAACACAAAUAUUUGUGUUCAGCGAAGUCUCCCGAGUACAACAGUACCCCUCAUGUACAGGUUUUAUGGUGUUUUCAAAAGUUACAGCGUCAAAUAUAAGGCUUAUGUUUCAUUUUUUUCACAUUAAAAUUCGCCAGAUUGGUUACGUUGCCUUUGAGACCCUAUGGUAGCCUAAGAAUGAAAAUUACCCCUAUGAUGGCAUACCAUUUGCAAUAGUAGACAACCCAAGGUAUUGCAAAUGGGGUAUGUUCAGUCUUUUUUAGUAGCCACUUAGUCACAAACACUGGCCAAAAUUGGCGCUUUUUGCAUUUUUCACACACAAACAAAUACUAACGCUAACUUUGGCCAGUGUUUGUGACCAAAUGGCUACUAAAAAAGACUGGACAUACCCCAUUUGCAAUACCUUGGGUUGUCUACUAUUGCAAAUGGUAUGCCAUUAUGGGUGUAAAUUUCAUUCCCGGGCUACUAUACAGUCUCAAAGGCAACGUAACCAAUCUGAAGAAUUUCAAUUUCAAAUGUAACGUGCUAUAUUUGACCCUGUAACUUCCUAAAACGCCAUAAAACCUGUACAUAGGGGGUACUGUCUUACACGUGAGACUUUACUAAAUACAAAUAUGUGUAUUUUAUUGCAGUAAAAUCAAACAGUAUUAUGACACUGACCUUUAAAAUGCAAUUUAGAACUAAAAAAAUCAAAAAAAUUCUUAUUUUCUCCCAUUUUUUUCAUAUUAAAUUAUGUUUCAUAGCUAAAUAUUUGAUAUUAAAUGAAAGCCCUGUUUCCCCUGAAUAAAAUGAUAUAUAAUAAGGGUGGGUGCAUUUACUAUGAAAGAGGUGAAUUACGGUUGGACAGACAUGUAGCGCAAAUGCCAGGUUUUGUUUACAUUUUGUUUUGUUCACAAUGUGUACAUUUGGCUCCGUCCUUAAGGGGUUAAAGCAGGGAUGGUAUUAUGGAAACAAUAAAACAGGAAGAAAUAUUUCAAAUUAAUUAAAAAACAAGGAUAAAUCUCAAUCCAUAAAAAAAUAUUAUAGUUGGAAAUAAAAAACUUUUUUCACCAACUCAAAUAGCCAAAGCAUUCGAAGAAUAUUAUAAAAGUUUGCCUUCUAACUGGGAAAUACAGCAGUUUUUGGAUAAAUUAAAUUUGCCAAAAAUACCCAUUGAAAAAUCAAUUCAGCUAAAUAGUCCUUUUUCUAUACAGGAGAUUGAUGUUACGAGACCAAUCUCGCCACAUUGCAUUGGAGAAGCCUGGUUGCUCGCCUGUUGCCUUUGGAUUAUGGCCCCAUGUUAAAAGGCUUGAUUUUCCCCUGAAAAGACAUGAAAGCCGGGUCAUUUGGUGCUUGCCCUGUUUGAGCAGUAAUACCCCAGAUAGCUAUGCCAUGGAGCCCAUUCGUAUAAUGAAAGACUAUGGGAAAGACUUCAUGGCAAUUGAACUGUAUAUGUGUGCUCUGAGCGCCAUUCAGUAAUAAUGUGCGCUGGGUUCUGAGCUAUCUGGGGAUAUGUUGAAUGUACCUGUUUUGUGCACUGGCUGCACAGUUAUAUGUUUUUAUGUGUUUUAUUGUCUUUUGCUGCCAUGUGUUCAAUGGAGUUUUGCCUCUGUCAUUGGAGAUAAUUGGAUUACUUCUCAAUUAUCUCCAGGAUAGAAGACUCUGUGGAACUGGUUUUGGGCAGAAAAGCAAUUUUUCCUGUGGUCACAAAGGACUACGAUCUAUCUUUUGAAUCACUGGACCAAUUUGUAUGAUUUUGACGUAUGUUUGUAUUUUGGGUAUGCUGAUUAUGAAAAUGUAAGUUAUAUGUGAAUGUGAUGCAUACUUUUCAAGUUAUGAAUAAUGUGGAAAAAUUGUAUUUCUCUGCUUGUUAUAAUUACAUUACCCAUUGUGUAAAGUAAUUGAAUCACAGGCAGAGGGGAGGAUUUUGUGUGGGAGUGUCUGAGUGUAUUGUAUGUGUUUAUUGGUUGUGUUCCAAAACCCUGUGGGUGGUACUAAUGUGUAUAUAAGAACAAUAAACCCACAGCUCUGUCUGUUCACCGCUUGACCCUCAACACGGAGCUUUGUCUCAUUCUUGGGGGAAUUUAUUGUAUGCUGUUCCAGUUCGACUGCUAGGAGUGUAAACCUAUUCAGAUGGUUUUUCCUAUUCGGCUGCUUACGGCAUUCAUAUGGUUUCCUGUUCGGCGGAUUGGUGUUCUGCAGUAGCUGUGCCUGUGUCUCUGGAGGGGAAGAUCUACUAAACGGCGGUUUAACCCUUUUAUGCUGAGGGUGCCGUUACAAUUAGUAAUACCAUUAGAGCACUAAAAGUGGGCAAGGCCCCAGGUCCAGAUGGUUUUUCAUUGACUUUUUAUAAGAAAUUAAAUGGAAUUAUUUCUCCAUAUAUGUUGAGGACAUUUAAUUAAUUUGCUACUCAUAAAGUAAUUCCAUCAGAAAUGCUUCAGGCCUCCAUAAUGCCAAUCCCAAAACCAGAUAAAGACCCAGCAUAUACUUUAAAUUAUAGUCCAGUUUCUCUCAUUAACUUAGACAUUAAAUUGUAUUCUAGAAUUUUGGCCGAUAGACUUAAAGGAAUUAUACCAGAUAUUGUGCAUUUAGAUCAGAGCGGGUUUGUGGAGGGCAGGGGUACGCCCAACAAUAUUAGGAAAUUAAUGAAUGUCUUAUAUCACGCAAGUCAAAGUCCGUCUCCUUUUGUCUUGGUCACCCUCGAUGCCGAGAAGGCCUUUGACCGUUUUAGCUGGAAAUAUCUGGAAGAGGUUCUGAGGGCCUUUGGCAUAGGUGGUGUUUUUAAGUAAUGUAUAAUGGCAUUAUAUAAGGAUCCCCAAGCUAGGGUCUCUGGAUUUAUGUUUCAAUCAGAAUGGUUCCCAAUUAGAAAUGGGACGCGACAAGGUUGCCCCUUGGUACCUCUGCUAUAUAUCCUUUCUAUAGAGCCUUUGGCAGCAGCCAUUAGACAGAGUGAGGAUAUUAGUGGGUUAAAGGUGAACACUUUGGAGAAUAAAAUAACACUCUAUGCAGAUGAUGUUCUCCUGUCUCUCACGGACCUUAUUAGAUCUAUUCCUGCAGUAUUCUGUCUGAUUAAGGAAUACAGUAAAUUUUCUGGCUAUAAAGUAAAUAUAAAAAAACACAAAUUCUGAUAAAGGGACUAACUGGGCCUAGGGAAAAUGCUUAAGGAGGAAUUUAAGUGUGACUGGGAGGCUAGGAGUAUAAAAUACCUAGGGGUGAAUCUUUCUUUGGACUAUAGUGAAAUCCGUAAACUUAACUAUUUAUAAAUAGCUACUCAAUUUAGGAGAAUUCUUAAAACAUGGAGGGGUGUAGAAUUAUCAUGGAUGGGAAUAAUUGAGUCAGUUAACUCCUAUUUACUUCCCAAAUUGACAUUUUUAUUUAGGAAUCUCCCGUUGAUGGUGGAUUCCCAGAUGAUAUGCGGUCUUCAAAAACAGAUUUUUCAGAUUAUAUCUGGCAGGAUAGGCGACCCAGAGUGUCACUGGAAAUCUUACAGAGAGAUUGGAGGGAGGGGGGAGUUUCCUUUCCAGAUGUUCAAAAAUUAUAUAUGAUUAACACGACAGUACAUCUAGUUAUGUGUGAUAAUUUUACAACCUCAAGACCAACUUCGCUAGAUAUUGAAAAAGUUGAUCUUAGUAAUUUCGAACCUCUAUUUCUUAUAUGGUCCUAUAGUGAGUUGGUAAAAAGCAUAAAAUCUAACAAUCCCAUGAAUAAUACAAUGAUUUAUGUAGUAAAAUAUCUAAAGAAAAAAUAUGGUACCAAAUACAUAUCAAGAAGUGCCCCACUAGUAUGUUUAAAAUUUUAUAUAAAAGACAUAAAUAUUCGAGAAUGGGAAAAGUGCGGAAUUGUAAAUUUUGCGGAGUUAUUAAAGGGAAAUCAAAUCUUACUAUUUUCAACGUUACAGCUUAAAUUCAAUCAUCCUUCUAAAGAACUAUUUAACUAACUAAGAAUAAAAUCAUUUAUUUUAAAUAAAUAAUUUUUGGAAAAAACCCCAAUUGAUGAAUUUAUAGCAUUUCACUAUAGGAAAAAAAAUUGCUUCCAGAUUUAAUCAUUUUAUGAAAAAUCAAAGGCAAAUAGAUAAAGCGUCAGCACUGAUAAAAUUGGAGCAAGAAUUUCCAAUCUCUUUUUCGCUCGAAGAGUGGUUAUCGGGCUUACACUUAGUGAAAAGGCAUAUACAUGGGGUAAAUUUACGGGAAGUGUACUUUAAACUUGUUUACUGAUAGUACUUAGUGUCCACUCGUCUUCACAAAUUUCAUCCUACACUCCUUACAGAUUGUUGGAGAUGUGGCAGGACAUUAGGCUCAUUCCCCCACAUAUGGUGGGAUUGUGAUGAGCUGAAUCCUAUGAAAUUAAUUCUAUUUGAGCUAGUAAAUUUGAUUCUUAAGGCACAAACUGAUAUAACUGCCAAAAUGUUUUUGUUUCAUUUCGACAUGCCAAGGGUUAAUACAAAAUGUAAAAUUCUUAUGAUUCACAUUUUUAUGGCAAGUAAAAUAGUUAUGGCCAGGAACUGGAGAAACAUAGGUCCCUUAAAUUGGUAUGACAUUCGCACACAAGUGGAUUUCCAAUAUAGGAAAGCAGUCAUAGCAUUAGAUAGAGUACCCAAAGAGAAAUAUGAUGAAAUUUUGGGCCCCUUGGGUUAGUUUUUUUAAGAUCAAAAGAUUAAAUCCCAUACCCCCACUAAAUCCCCUCUUUCUGUUAGGUAAGUUAGUAUUUUUUGUAUGAGUAUGAAAGAGGUCAACUUGUCUAUCUUUUUGACCUGAACACAUUUAUUGUAUAAAAUGAAAAAACUUGGUUUUAGAUAUGUUAAAUAUGAUAUGUAGUGAUGUCCCGAACGGUUCGCCGAACAGUUCACGAAUGGUUCACCACAGUUCGCCACGAAUGGUUCUCCGCUGACUCCAGUCAGCAGACACAUUCCAGCCAAUCAGCAGCAGACCCUCCCUCCCAGACCCUCUCACCUCCUGGACAUCUGCUGCUGAUUGGCUGGUAUGUGUCUGCUGACUGGAGUCCACGGCGAACCUUUCGUGGCGAACCAUGGUGAACCGUUCGGUGAACCCUUCGGGACAUCACUAAUGAUAUGUAUAAACAGUAAAUAUAGCAAUAUAGUAAUCUAUUCUGAAAGUAUUUGGAUGUAAUUUAAGUGAAAAAUAAAGAUAUAUAAAAAAAAAGGGCUAAUAAAAGACAUAUGAUCUCUUAGAUGAUCAUCAGAAGAGCAGAAAUUAAAGGAGUUCUAUCCAUUUCAGAUGUACAUAUUGUAUGACUGCACACUUUUUAGCUUGGGACAAAACUAAUAAAUCUAAUCCUGCUUGGAAGAGCAGGGAUCUACAGUUACAUAGUUACAUUGUUACAUAGCUGAAAAGAGACUUACGUCCAUCAAGUUCAGCCUUCCUCACAUUUGUUUUUUGCUGUUGAUCCAAAAGAAGGCAAAAAAAACCAGUUUGAAACACAAUUUUGCAACAAGCAAUGGGUACGCAUAAUACGAUCAAGCAUUAGUAACCCCUAGUACAUUACAGAAUGCCUUAUCUAGAUGUUUGUCAGGGUGUAUACAAAUGUAACAUUUCCAUGAAACAAUGAUGGAACAAAAUUAUAACAUAAAUUAUAACUAAAAUAUACUAAAUGGAGCUAGGUGACUGAUGUAGAUAUAUAUAAUCCACCAAGUAUGUUGUAUGUAGACAUAUAGUGCAACAUUUAAAAAUAAAAAGCAUGAAAACUGGUACGAAUAAAAUAAUUUGUCAUUAGGGAGAGGAUUGCCCUGGGGACACCUGUCCACCACCCCAUAUGUUUUGCAAGUAAGUCACUCAUGACUGCCAAAUCCUAAAGUGGCAGUAAGUGUUCUGGGAGUAAUCUAUAGGCUCUUCCAUAUGGGUAAUGUCCUCCACUCUAACCUGCUAUUCAGCCAGAAAUUGGGCAUGGGUCAAUUUUCAGUUUAGCAUUAAUAAAAUCUGCUAUUAAUACAUUGGGUAGACAAGAGUUGUGAAUCUUAGAGAGUAACAUGAAGGUAUGAAGUAGUUAGUUAUAGAGCAGAUCAUGGGAAGUAUACAACUUCAGAAACAUGCAGUCUUCCUCUGUCCACACCACAUCUUCAGGAAGUGUCAGAUAUACCUACCUGGGUAAUUUUAAAGGAGAACAGUACCAAAGUGAAAGGAGUUUUAAAUUAGCUUCAUGAAAUUUUGUGAGCUUAAAAACCUUCUGCCACUGUUGUUCAGGUAAUUGUAUCUGCAAAUACUCCUCCUACCUCUUGGUGGAAGCAGGUAAAGAGGCCACUUAGAACUAUUCAAAUCCCUGUAUGUCAAAGAGAGAACUCAUUUCUGGAGUUUUUGGGAGAUACAGGUGUACUUUAAAUAAUUAGAAUUUCUGGUUGCACAGUCGUGCUGUAUAUAAAAACGGGUUGUAACAUAAACUCUUUCUUUUUCUGCACUUUUAUCACUUCAAUACAUAAUGUUUUAGUCUAUUAUGUGGCACUUCCCUUAGAUUAGUUGUGUAACACUGACCAUUAUGGCCUUUUUCUUUUUUUAAUAGUUGAAUUAUGUGCUUGUAUUAUAUUCUUUGCACAGUAUUUCCAUGAUUUCUAUAUGUUUGUAUUUGAAUUUCCUCUAAAUGUAAGAAUACUACAUUUUGUCAUUCCGUACACUGAUUAUUUCCACAAUAUAUAGUUACACAGUUACAUAGUUACAUAGCUGAAAAGAGACUUGCGUCCAUCAAGUUCAGCCUUCCUCACAUUUGUUUUUUGCUGUUGAUCCAAAAGAAGGCAAAAAAAACCAGUUUGAAACACAAUUUUGCAACAAGCUAGGAAAAAAAAUCCUUUUUGACCCCAGAAUGGCAGUCUGAUUUGUCCUUGGAUCAAGCAGUUAUUACCCUAUGUUGAAAGAUUAUGUCCUUGAAUAUUCUGUUUUUGCAGGUAUGCAUCUAGUAGCUGUUUGAACAUCUGUAUGGACUCUGAUAAAACCACUUCUUCAGGCAGAGAAUUCCACAUCCUAAUUGUUCUUACAGUAAAAAAACCUUUCCUUUGCCUUAGACAAAAUUUUCUUUCUUCCAGUCUAAAUGCAUGGCCUCGUGUCCUAUGUAAAGUCCGGUUUGUGAUUAGAUUUCCACACAAUGGUUUGUAUUGGCCCCGAAUAUAUUUGUAUAAUGUUAUCAUAUUCCCUCUCAGGCAACAUUUUUCUAAGCUAAAUAGGUUUAAAUUUGUUAACCUUUCUUCAUAGCUGAUAUGUUCCAUUCCUUUUAUUAAUUUUGUAGCCCGCCUCCGCACUUUUUCUAGUGCCAUAAUAUCCUUCUUUAGAACAGGUGCCCAAAAUUGCACAGCAUAUUCAAUAUGGGGUCUUACCAGUGAUUUAUAAAGAGGCAAAAUGAUAUUCUCGUCCUGAGAAUGAAUGCCCUUUUUCAUGCAUGACAAUACCUUACUGGACUUGGCCACUGCUGAUUGACAUUGUUGCAUAGCUUGUUGUCUAUAACAAUUCCCAAGUCCUUUUCGUGUGUUGUUAUCCCUAAUUCGCUUCUAUUAAAGGACCACUAUAGUGCCAGGAAAACAUACUCGUUUUCCUGGCACUAUAGUGCCCUGAGGGUUCCCCCACCCUCAGGGACCCCCUCCCGCCUGGCUCUGGAAGGGGGAAAGGUGUUUAAACUUACCUUUUUCCAGCGCUGGGCGGGGAGCUCUCCUCCUUCUCUCCUCCGAUCCUCCUCCUGGGCUGAAUGCGCACGCGCGGCAAGCGCUGCACGCGCAUUCAGCCGGUCGCAUAGGAAACAUUUAUAAUGAAUUAAAACGAGAUUCCUGAACUCCUGAACCAAUCUAGUUUUUGGAUAUGUUGUGACUUUUUAGAUAUGUUUUUCUCCCAGAUCGGGGCUGUCAGGGGAUAUAACUUUUAGUGUUUUUUUGGUGUGCUGUAAGGGUAUUUUUAAUAUGUUAUAAAAAUGUGUUUUUGUGUCUGGAGAUAAUUGAGUUAAUACAGUGCUUGAUUCAAUUAUCUCCUAAGCAUAGUGGAGGGACUGUAUAAUUGUGUUUGGGAGUGUCCUGGACCUGGGGGCUGAUGUCAUUGGUUUGUGUAAAUUUGUUGCAGGCUACCAUCAGGUCCAGGGGGGAGUGCCCCUUGCAUGGGGACUUGCAUAAAAGGCCAGUUGUGGCUACCAAUAAAUGAGUUCCUGCCUACCCUAAACAUAGAGUCUCAUCUCAUGUGUGGGGGGAACAGCUGUAUCUGCUCUGGGGAUUGCUAUAUCACAAUAUUCCCCUGGGUUAUAAUCACUAGCUCUUAUAAGAGCUGUUCCUGCUAUACUCUCUGGAGUAGGAGAGGUUCACCCACUGGAAGCUGGGUCCUGGUCUUGGGUCCAGGGUGGGUGGAGGAUGGUGAGUUUCCAGCCAAGUAUUAAUACUGGAUGUGGGGACUACAGUGCUG
Molecule: messenger RNA, 49805 nt
Organism: Pelobates cultripes (western spadefoot toad)
Lineage: Eukaryota; Metazoa; Chordata; Amphibia; Anura; Pelobatidae
Source: the annotation of a GenBank genome assembly